Messenger RNA from Pelobates cultripes (western spadefoot toad), 82185 nucleotides. The record is from the annotation of a GenBank genome assembly. Lineage: Eukaryota; Metazoa; Chordata; Amphibia; Anura; Pelobatidae.
GUUCUAUGAAAUUAUUACUGUGACUCCGUUGGAGAGCAGUGAAGGGAAUACACACAGGACUUAUAUGAAAUAUGGAAUGGCCACUGACACUAAAUCUGAGGAAUAACUCUGCGUAACUGAAACGGUGAAGAAGAUAUUCAAUAUUUGGCAAUGGUAAGCACUUUCUUUUAUUAUUUUUUAACAUUUCUUUAACGUCCUUCAAGCUUACUUUUAGUGACUUCUAAAAUGGACUAUGUUUCCAGAUGUUUUUAAUUCUACAGUAGCUGCAGCUAGUCUCGUGUUAUUUUUAAUUAAGAAAUCAGCGAAAGAAUGGGCUUACUAUGUGAGUGCAGUAACAGUGCGGAAUAGGGUAGAAUGUUCUGUGAUAAAUCACAGGAUUCUGUCUCAAUGUGUGUUGUGGAUGGAGAUGUUUAACACAGGAGUAUUGAAAAACAUCUAAAGUUAGCUUAUUCUUAGAAGUUAUUAAAGUGUGAUGUAUAAUACUUCAAGCCACCAACACUUCAUUCAUGGCCAUUAACCCAUUGACGUGCCAGAUCUUAGUUACCUAUCUUUCUAUACAAGUCAGUUAGAGGCGCACAAUUAUUUUUAAUCACCUCAACAAGUGAUGUUAUGACAUUUGUUAUAGAGCAUCUGUACUUUCUGCAGAUAUAUAAGAAGAUAUACAGGAGUUAAUAAUAUAAAAUAUAUUUAAUAUUCAUACAUAACGACUUGGUGAAGGAUCAAAAUAUCUGUUUUCUUGCUGUGUAUGGUCUUUCAUCGAUAUAGUACAAAAAGCAACUUUAUUUAAAGUAGAUAAUACCUUUCCUCAAUUUGUGGAUCAUAUCUGAAAAAAGAAGCUUCUAUGAAGACGUGCACUCUAAAUCGGGUGAGCAAAUAAAUGUAUCAGAGUUACUGUCAUUUUUCCCUGAAAAAACAAGAUUAAAAAAAUGCAUACAUUUUCAAUUUGGGCAGACUUGCUGAGCCAUUUGGUACUUAUCUGAGUUAACAUUCCGCAUCCCACCAGUUAUCUACAAUGUCAGUGAAUACUAAUCAACUUAGUAACAGAGGUGGCCACAUUUUACCCAUCCUUCUGUAUGUAUGAUUUACACAGGACUGUCUGAAGGACAUGUAACGUACGGCAUAAACUGUGUUUUGGUUGGAGCUUGGAUACCUGCACAACUGGUAGAUUGUUGUACUUUGUGAUAACUGUAUAAUGGCUACUAUAUAUAUAUAUAUACUAUAACAGACAGACAUGCAUGCAGACUGAUAGACAGUAGAAAUCUUCUCUAAAAACUCUAAAGGGAGCCUGUGAACGGGAACAGAAAGUGAAAGGAAGGAGAAGGAAUGUGUUGCUGAAGUUGGCUGAUCUGUUCUGAUUGACAGCAAAAUGAUGCCGUUUGAAGUAUGGCAUACUUGUUUACAUCCCGCAGUUGAUUAUAAGUGGAGGUCUCUGAGAGAAGGACCAAGUGUGGCCAUUUCAUGAAUAUACUCCAAACACCAUAACCACUUCAGUUCACUUUAGUAGUUAUGGUGCUGCUAAGGUCCUGGACACUCCCACUCAGGAGUCAAACUGCUUUUGGUUUGACUUUAUAACUAGGGUCCACCAGAUGCCACUUCCUGCCUCCAUUACCAACAAGCUGGAACUUCUGUUAGCUCUAUCAUCUAAGCCCUGCGUGUGAGUGGUAGUGGUUGUGGUGCUUAGAGUGUUCCUUUUUUGCCAUGUAUUCCAAAGCUGGACAUUGUUUAAUUGAUAGUGUGUUUGUUUAUUUCAGUGAAUAUGUGACUCUAGCUAUACUUUUCUGAAUUGCUUGUAGUGGAGUGAAUAGGUAAUCAUGCCUGUUCACAUAUUUAUUGGUUUUGUUCUGUACUUAAGUAAUGUGUUUACUGUACUCAGACUGCAUUUUCUCUUGUCUAGAGAGUUUCCAAUUUUCCCUACCAUCUAUAGCGUCUGUAGUGUUAUAUUAUCUGGAGUUUUAUUUGCAAUAACUGAAAAUAUUGAAUAGAACACUGGCAAUGUUUUCUGCCCCUGUAUGUUACUAGUGUAGGGUGAAGGAACAGACUGUUGUUUGGCCAUUAUUUUCUUCACUAUUAUGUUGACAAUGACAAAAAAUAUAUUUUUAUUUUUGAAAUUUUGGUGAAGUAUGAACUUUAUUUGGUGAGAUUCAUCUUAAUGACAUAUCAAUUUGGAAUUUUCAUUGUUAUUGUAUUUUACAAGCAUUUUUUAUCCCCAGCCUAAGACAGACAAGUAAAUAAAAGCUCUAGAAAUAGGUUUCAUUGAUCAGUAAAAAAAAAUCUAAAAAAGGUGUCUCAUGUUUAUGUACUGUAUAGUAAAGAUUCUUUAGAAAUUACUAACCAAUGCAUGUCAGAAAAAUAAAACAUCACUCUAAUACAAUAAAGACAGGAAGUUGCUCACUGAGUUCAAUCCCUAUUUAACCUUUGUAAAAUGUGCAAACUGCUAUAACUGGUUAGAAAUACAACAUUUAUUACUGUAAGUCAGAUGAUUAUCUUAAUAUUGCAUCCACUGAAAACGUCUUCCAGCGUAAAGAUUCCUGAAAAUAAAAUUAGAUGUAGAUGGAUUAUCACUCAAACCCAGUGAUUAUUUACCUACCAAUCCACCUGUCCAUCCACCCAAUUUAAAGGGACACUAUAGUCACCCAGACCACUUCAGCUCAAUGAAGUGGUCUGGGUGCCAUGUCCCCCAGGUUUUAACCCUUCAGAUGUAAACAUAGCAAUGCUAUGUUUACAUUGCAGGGUUAAUCCAGCCUCUAGUGGCUGUCUUCCUGACAGCCGCUAGAGGCGCUUCUGCGACGCUGGAUGCGAAAAUCGAACGUCCAUAGGAAAGCAUUGCUCUUGCCACGCAUGCAUAUUCCGCUCCACUCGGGAGCUGAUGUUGACGAGGGGAGGAGACGUCACCAGCGCCAGGAUUAAAGUAAGUAACUGAAGAGGUUUUAACCCCUUCAGCGCCAAGGGAGGGGAGCCCUGAGUGUGGAGGGGACCUAAGGGUUAUAUAGUGUCAGGAAAAUGAGUUUGUUUUCCUGACACUAUAGUAAUCCUUUAAUAUGUUCUAUUUCCAUAAACUAAAAAUAAACAAAAUAUAGGGGAGAGCGCACCAGAAAUAAGUAAAAUAUUAUCAUAAAUAAAAAAUGUUUCAUGACGGGAAAUAAAUGUAAAAACAGACCAUAGUAUAGUAUAUUACAAAUUCACAAUUAAAUAAUAUGAAUGUGGUUAUCCAACUCACAUGUUACUGAGCCACAUAUAGUAGGCUCAGAAUUUUAAGGCUCCAGUCAGAUAUCACUUUUAUAGUUCUCUGGAUUCUACCACAGCAGAUUUAUUUGCAGGAUCUUCUUCAUACUUUAUUUGAAUAAACAAGCAUAAGGAAAACUUGCAAUUAACAUGUCUUUUAUUGAGAAUAAAAUACAAUUCAAACCGAACAUAAAAAAAUGUAUAACAAAUAGCACGAUGUGUUUCGACAGUAGGUUUUCUUCAUAGAUAUAGUUUGGCAAGUCCUCUAUAUUUAUAGGCUGGUUGGCGCGCUUUCUGGACUCCUGCUUCCUCAUCUAUCCAUUCUUCUUUUGGCAUCCCUUUUUGAGAUCUAAUAUUAUUCCACAUGUGCUUGGCACAUCCUUGUUGCACUUCUGUUAGGGCGCCAUCUUUUCUUCAGUUAUUGUCAUAAUGUUUAUUAUACUCAUUGGCAAACUGACUUUUUUCAUAUGCUUUAUUAAUCUAGUCCAUAUAGAAUCCAAUAGUCUCUUUAAACCAGGGGUGCCCAAAAGGUAUAUUUCCAGAGCUAUAACUCCCAUGAUGCUAGGCAUGCCUUUAGAAUGACAAAGCAUCAUGGAAGGUGUAGUUUUAAAACAUCUGGGGACCUACAUUUUGGGCACCCCUGCAUUAAACAAAAUAAAUAGAGGCAAGUAUUCAAUUCUCUCUAAAAAGUUAACAACAUAUUGUUAAAAAUAAUAAAAAUACUCACACGUUUGACAAGAGAUAUAAUUUAACAAUAUAAUUAAAAUUACCACAAUAUAAAUAUUAUAGUUGAAAAUUCCAUUUCAUUUCACUUAUACUUAGAUUAAAUUCUUUAUUGCCUCCUCUCCAGUGAGUUUUUACCUGUUCUAUACCAACAAACAUUUAAAGCUAUCACCAUUAUGGAACUCAGCAAACUUGAAUUAUAUUUUUCAUAUUAAGGUAAUAAAACUUUUAAUUUUAUAUUUUUUAUUCAUUUAAAAAAAACUAAUUUUCCUGAUAGCUUUUUCUUUUCAAUGAUUAGAUCUACAUCCCAUACAAUUUCCACAAUGUUAAAAACCUAUCUUGUCACUGAAAAAUUCUUUAAAAUCUCAUUUUUUAUCUAAAGAAAAAUCUUUCUUGCCACUCCUUAAAUAAACUUCGAUCUUCCCCCUACAAUAUUGGCAAUAUCAUUGUCCUGUAUGAAAUGCACCAAUUCCUAUUUAUAAGUUUGCAUAGGUCCUUGUUAUUAGAACUAAAAUUAAUUAAUAAAUGGAACUUCUAUUUUUAUCUUGUUGAUUGAUCUUCAUUUUAAAUUUAGUAGUUGUUUCCCAUCUUUUUUGCAAACUUUUCAACGUACAUAAUCUAAAAAGUCGGGUUUAUUACCUUUUUCCAAAAUAAUUUUUUUUAAAUUACUGCUUCUUUAUUAUAUUCUUUAACUUCUGUACAAUUUUGCUUUAUGUGAAAGUUAUCCUUUUGGUAUGUUAUCAAGCCAGGGUUUAAAAUUACAGCUUUUUAAAUCAAUAACCUAUUUACAUCCACUUGUUUAAAAAAAAGAUUUGACUUUUAAUUUCAUCAAUAAAUCUAGUAUAUUGGGGCAUUUAACAUUUAUUUCAUAAUAUAGUAUAAUGUUCCAGUCAUUUUUAUUAAACAAAUUUUUAACAAAUCUAGUAGAGAACUUUAACUCCCUUUCCAGAUAAAACAUUUUUUAAUCUAUAUAUCUUUUCUGAAGGAGCAUGUUUAGCCCCCAGCCAUGAUUAGAAGAAAAAAAGUAAUUUUCCCCAUAAGACAUAAAUAAAUUAGCAAGGCUUUGGGCAAACGUGGUACCCAUACCUGUCCCCCUGAGUUGUAAUAACAAUUAUUUUCAAAUCAAAAGAAUCAUAUCAAUUCCAUCCAAAAUGAAAGCAUCAGUGUUUGUACUUUAUUUUAUUUAUUUUUUGAAACAUUACUUUUCUCAUUACUGAUGAUCGUAGCCAAUCAAAUGCUUACCCAUUGGGAAGCAUUGGAAGGCUUCUGCAAAUGCAUUAGUUUAAUGCAUAUCUUUAGUGAGCAUUGAAUGUCUUCAUGCAGAUUGUGAAGGCACUGAAUAUUGGAUCUGCAAAGAUUGGAGAACCACAUCAGGAAGGGCCUCCAGUAGCUGUCAGAGCAUGUUUAAGAAAAAAGAAGUCUUUACAUUUGAGAGACUGCAGGAACAGUGUCUUUUUUAAGAACCACAACAUUAAGCUGUAGUAGUUCUGGUGUUUAAUCGGAUACCGUAUUUGAUAACCCUUCCAUUUACCAUAAUAUGAAAUUAAUCUCAGAUGGAUCGAGGUCUAAACACUGUCAAGAACAUUUUUAGGGUGAACUGAAACCCCUGUCAUGCUUGUGGAACCACCUUGAGAUUUAGGCAAACAUUUGGACAUGGCAAAGGAUCCUAAUGAAAGUAUUUCAGUUUUAAGUAAAUGGAAGAAUUUAUAUUACGUUUAAUUGGUAUGAAAGGAUCUUUUAAUUUAUGCCAAAACAUAUUCCCCACAACAAUACGCCCAGCUGAUGUCCUUCAGUUUACAAUACUGAUAUUAAUCAAUAUAGUUCCUUUUGUAUUGAUGUUACAGCAAAACUCGAGACUCGUCAAUUCAGGUAAAAUUUUUCCAAUCAUUUUUUGUCCAGUUCUGGCAGUUGUAUCCACUUUAGUCUCAACGGAAGCAGAACCACACUUAGUUUUCUUCUGCUUUAGCUAAUCCAGUCCAGGUCUGAUUAAUUGUGCAUUCAGAGAUUCCGUUCUGCAUGCCAGUGUUGUAAAGAGUGGUUAUGCAAGCAUUCUGUCCUUUCUGUCAGUUCAAACAAAUCUGCACAUUUUACUCCCACCUCUUCAUCAUUAACAGGGUGCUAUUGUGCACAGAACUGCUGCUGACUGAAUGGUUUUGUCUGUCAUACCAUUUUCUGUAAUCUCUAGAGGCUAUGGUCCUUGGAUAUCCAUGAGGUCAGAUAUUUCCUGGAACCACCAUAUCUCUUACCAACAAAUCAUACUACUGUUAAAGUCGCUUACAUAACUUGUCUUGCUAAUGUCAACAGCUGAAUAUCUUGAGCAUAUCUGCAUGCGCUAUUGAGUUGCAGCAAAGUGAUGCACUGUUAAUUUAUAAAGGAGUGCGUAUGCCCAAUAAAAUGGUCAAUGAGUAAUUAUAUACAUGUAGACACAUAUUAAGCCACAGAUGCAAUGUGAAACAAACUCAUGCAUGGCAAUACACUCAUGAUGCUGUUACUUAACAUCUGUAAAAUAUUUUCUACAUUUUAAGAAAAAUUAAACAAGAGAGGCAUAAUUUUCCAUUAUUUCCAUUUAGUACGCAGAACUUCUAAGACCAAGUUCUAUGACUAUGGCUGAGUUUACUAUGUCAGGAAAAGUGUCAUAACUAAGGCCUUUAGGUCCAGAGCAGAUUUUAGCUUUUAGUGACCUCAGGUGGCUGCCUUGGACCCAGUGGUUACACAGGGGUACCAGAACGAGGAAUUUCCUUGGCCCCAUUCAUGUGAAGAAGGUGGGAGAGGGGGCAAACUGGUAACUUUCCAAAGGCCCCGUGGGAUAUUAAACUUUCUCUAUUAAUGUAAUUUAAAAACAUGCAGAUCACUUCAAAUUAUUUGAAAACUAUAAAACAGAAAAGUUGUAGAAAACUGGAUUACUUAUUCCUGUAAAUAUGGUUUUCGACAUCUGUCAUUAGAUGAAAAAAACAUACAUUUUAAAAACAGCUCUGGUUGAAUCUUGACUUUCAGUAUAUUCUAUUAUAUGACAAUGGGAACGAUGUAGCUAUGAUUCAUGUAAAAAGUUAUGUAGCUGGGAGUUUACAUAUGUGAUGUUGAUAGCCAAUUCCCUGAAUGUUGAAUGGCUUGUUUGUGAGUUAAUCUCAGUGCUGGGGAAGCUGAAGAUGCACCCCAGUUACCUUUUAGAGGUGGGAUAAGUGUAAAUUGACAUAGGUAAAUGGAUAUAUUGACUAAACAGCCAGGUAUGGUGAGUUUAGAAUGUUAUUUUCACAUCACAUCAGCUUCCUGUUAAGCUAACUUGGUUCCUCACCUUAGGUGUAGCUGCAUAAAAUAUUUUUUCUACUGUCAAUAUAUAUAUAUAUAUUUAUACAUGUAUGCGUUUUUCCUAUGAAGAUAAAUAUCAGUUAUUUAGACUUUAUUAGUAUGCUGUAGUUUUUAUGGUGCCAGGAUUGGAGAGCUGCAGUGCACUACAAUGCAGGCUAGCUCAUUUGUUGAGAGCUUCAGUUGAUCAAUCUCAGCCCGUGAGCUAUUAGUGGAGGAAGGGAGCAGUUCCUACAUUACUCUGGUAGGAUGUGAAACUGUUAAAAAUGAAGGGGUACCAGGGCAUUCCUAGCACCAUAACAACUACGUGCUCUAUGUUGCUUGUAUCUUACAACUACUGUGUCUGCAAAAUUAAAAGAUACUAUUAUCAUAUUUAAUUAUUUUGUUCUACAUCCAGAUCACAUAACUUUGCCUUAGGACUUUGCCUUUUGUGCAUCAGAUGUUUCUAGUAUCCUGUGGUCACAUCAGCUGCCCAUGAAGUCCUAGCUAUCUAUGGCAGGCCAGAGGUGUCUGUUAAGGUGAAAUUCUAGCUGAUGUCCUUGGUUUGCCCCACUGAUUAGUCCUGUUACUCUGCCCUGCUCUGUAACAUGUGUUAAAAUUGCAAGCCUUGCCUUAGAUGGGCAUCCAUCAUUUUCCUAUUGUUUGUCUUUCUAAAGCAAUACUGGUUGCUCAAUACCAUUUUAUUUUGGCAUUCCUUGUUUCUGUUCUAGGUCUUCUUCUGUUCCCACUGUACACUGCUGCUCUGGGUGAUCUGAUCAGUUUCUUCAGGUUUCAGUAACAUAUUUGUGUUCAUGACACCCAUAUCUUCUUUUUCCCUCCCUUAACUUUUCCUUUACAUUGUAUUACCAGCUUCCUCUCCUCCAUCUCUGACUAGAUGACUCCAAGACUUCUCUAGGGCUUGCGCCUGGCAGAUUUCAAUUUCCAACUCAAUUAGACUUUCCACUAAUCUUCAUCAAUCAUUAAAAACCCAUUAUUUUAUGUAGGCAUAAUGCCAAUCCAAUUAAUGUAUUUACUGUCUCAUGUUCCUGCUUUUACUAGUAUUCUACCUUAAUUAUAUAAUAUUGCCAGACUACACUGCUAAUACACUUAGAAAUGCACGUGUACUCUACCGUUACCUUGUGUGUAAGUUUACCCACUUCCAUUAGAUUGCAAGCUCAUAUCAGCAGAUCUCUCACUACCUAUGUUUUAUAAAGAGACACUGCAGGCACUGUAACUAAUUCAUCUCAUUACUGUGGCUAUAGUAUCAGAAGUUCCUUUGUUCUGUCCUUCCAUUUUUCAUUAAAAAGAUACUCCAACCACCAUGACCACUUCUGCCUUUAGAAGUGGCCAUGGUGCAAGCAUGCCACAAAUUCAAACACACACACACUAUAUCCACUACAUAUACAUAUGUAGUGGAUAUAUAUACACAGACACACACACACACACACUACAUCCUUAAACACACUCUUACACACACUUCAUCCCUUACACACACACACUGCAUCCACUAUGCACACCCUGCAUCCUUGUCAGUGGCUAAAAUUAUAACACCGUCCCUUUUUAUUAUUAAAUAUAUAACUAACAAUAUUAGUGAUUGACUGCAUUACCAUGUGGCUCAAUGUCCUAUGAUUAAAAGUCCUUAUGACCAAAAGUCCUGUGAAUAAAUGUAUACAGACCAUUAGCUCUAUCACUGAUAUAACAAUAUACACAUCAAACUGAGAAAUAUUGAUCAAAAGGAAAUUUAAUUAUUUUAUGCAGGGUUUUUGACUAAAGUCUGAAAGGCUAAAGUAAUAAAAUGGGGCAAAAUCACUUGGCUGCAUACAAGGUCAUUCGGACUGCAAAAUGCAGAAAGCUUCAAAUCUGGACUCAGAUUUUUAAAAAAUCUAUUUACCCACUGCCUGCGCUGACCUUGUGAAUGUAUGAAUAGGAUGGAAUCUUGGCUUUAAGGGAAAGGUUCAUGUGGGCUUCUUUGGCCCUGAAAUGGAUAGCAAACACCAGAGAUGAGGGACGUGCUAUGUCCAUCUUCUAAUCUCAAAUAUUUAUUUAGAUCCAUACAUAUAGGCUGGGGAUGUCUUGUCCAUAUUUCUCUGUAUUUGCUUGUUUUAUGUUCUUAUUUUAUUUAUUUUAUAUAUUUUUUUUCUUUAUAAUAAUUUUAUAUUUUUUUUUGUACAUUGCUUUAUGUUGGUUAGUAUUGAAAAUUAAAUUAAAUUUAUAUAGGAAAAAAAGCAACAGCAUACAGUUUACAUUUCAAAAAUAUAAUUCUGUCACGUUAAUUUUCACUAUAUAAUUUCCUUUUAAGUUUUAUGCUUAAAUGACACAUAUCCCAUUAUUGUAUAUUCAAAUUAGAUAAACAACUUACAAAACAGACCUUUUAUGUCUCAGUUAUGAAGUGCAGCAUUGAUGAACAUUGCCUUGCCCACGCCAGUCCUACUACAUAAGAACUUAAAGCCAACAUUCACUCUCCUACAGACUGUGGUCUCAAAUACUCAUAUUUAGAAUGCCUGCAUUGGUUUACAAAGAAAUGUUUUGUUAAUCAUGAGAUUGUGUGUGUCAGACAUAUGACAUGCAGUUCAGAACUUGCAAACCUUAGAGGGGGUCAGAUUCAAUUUCAUUCAAAAGAGAACAUUUAAAGCUUUUUGAUUCUAAUUUUAAAGGUAGUUUUUAGAACAAAUCUCAUUCUUAUAAAGUCUAUUUCAUUAGCAAGGUAUCUAUCUGUCUGUCUGGCUGUCCGGGUGGCUGGCUGACUGUCUAUCAUUACAAUUAAACAUGUAACUAAUUUUACACGAUCACCUUUGUAGCGGACUCUGGGUAACCCGACUGGUUACCUCUGCUAGUUCUCCUCUCAGCCAGAUUGGUACCGUUGUGUGAUUAAGCUCGUAUCCCCCCAGUAACUAGAUGAGGCAUAGUUCUGGUAGUCAUCUGAUUUAUUCAGGCCAAACACUCUUAAUUUAUACACAGACCCCCAGCAUGGGGUCUCCAUACAGUAACACAGCAAGCCACUUCCUGUCGUCCCUUUGUCUUGGAGAUAAUUGAGUCAGAAAACUAUAACUCAAUUAUCUUUACGUUACAGGGAAACAUACAGAAUAUUUAUAAAAUUCCCCAAUAGUAUCCCCAAUAUUAACAGGAACCCCCCCCAACCUGGCCAAAUAGUGCUCCGAUCCAUUCGGUAGAAUAGAAUCGCCACUGGGGUAAAGAGCUGACCGGCUGGUCACGAUAGCCCAAAAAAGUUCCAUGGAAAUGGUCUCUGUUUGGGGGUUCCUGUGCAAACACCGUACAAGGUAUUCUCCUGGUUUCAGGGAGCAAAUGCUCCCCCCAGUCGGUAGUUCAAAUCUCUCGAACGUUGUUCGAAUAGCUGGUCAGGAAGUGGGGUGGGCAGCAGUACAAUCUUUGACGGGGUUCGUGCAAGUGCAUGGGGAUGUCUUGUCCAUAAUAAGAGUUCCAGGCACUCGACGACUAAGUACCGCUGCCUGCGUUCAGGAGACAAAAUGACUAGGAGACGCAUUCAUUUAUUAUUUUGCACUUAAGUUAACCGGUGUUAAAGUUCUAAUGGUGUGGUCCUCGUUCAGGAGUCGAAUACAGCGGGUAUAACUCCUGAAAAUAUGAACGAUUAAAUAGUCGAAAGAAACAAUACGUUCCGCCACAACCUUCAUAGUGCAUUUCAGAUCACAAGUCUUUCCUGUUUUCCUUUUUUUCCAAACUCUCUUAUUCUGAAUGGGUCCCUACAUCAUGGCAGAACCACCACCAUGUUUGGUUUGUUAGAGAGAGCUGCAAUUCUUGACAGAAGCUUUUAAAAGAGCACAAGGUAUAUAGAUACAUACUCAAAAAACAAGGAAGGCCACUCAUAGGAUUUGCUGUAGAAAUGUAGAAUAUUUAAAGGUACACUAUAGGAUCAGGAAGACAAAUAUGCAUUCCUGACCCUAUAGUGAUAAAACCACUAUUUAAAUGGCUUGCUCCCCUUUACCCCACUAAAGGUAAUAAAACUUACCUUAUUUAUAUUUUUUGUCAUUUUGUCUUUGGAUCUUUGUUUUUCUGGAUGGGCUGAAGUAUAUGUGAUUUGGACAGGUUGCAGGACAAUGAGAUAGUACCCCAGGAACUUUACUUAAUAGAUUUUCCAUCUCUCUGUGCCCUCAGAGUAUUAGAGCAUUUACCUCAGUGCAUAUGAGAACUGACAGGCAGUAUUUUAUAUUGUAUAUGUAUUUAUUUGCACUUUAUAUUAUGUGUAUAGGUUUACAGGUAUUAUGGUGGUUUGGCACUUAGCACUUUAUAUUGUUAUAUGCACUUUCUCUUUGGUGGACAGGCUAUUGAGCUGUUGUGUCUAAUUUUUUGUCUUAUUUUUUUAUUAUUUUGUUUUAUAGGUUACUUUUGGACUUUACCAAUAGUAAAUCAUUUUGUAUUAAUAAACUAUAUUUUGCACAUGUUCUCAGAUUUUAAGUGUGGUAUCAUUUGGUAUUUGAUUUAAUGUAGUUCGGGGUCUUUGGAGGUGACCCCGAUACCUGCACCUAUGUGACUGAGUGCAAGCACACUUUGCAAGUUUUUGGUAAAAUUUUUUAGCUAUAGCCUGCUCUUUCAUUAAAUAAAACAGUGAGGAUUUUCCUACAGCAAGUCCUGUGAGUGCACUUCCUUUUUGUUGAUUGUGUUAGCUGGCUGGAAGUUGCAUUGGGGUAAAUCAUUUUAAUUUAUUAACAACAGUGCUAGAUACAUUUGACACAUUAUCAAUCACUAUUUAGGCAUUUAAAGAUACACUCUAAACCUCUAAUGCACUUUAGCUUGGUUUGGCAUGACAUGACUAAAAUUAAUAAGGGAUUGCUGUAACAAAUUGCUGUUUUGUCCAGGAUGGGAUGAAGCUUCUGGAAACAGCGAUACAUUAUAUGUUAUUCAACAUAAUACAGUUAGUUUUACAGGUGAUUUACCAUUAAUUGUAAUGUAAAAUAUAGGUUAGAACUUGUAAAAUGUUAGGGGUAAUGACAAGUGAAUAGAGUAUGAUUUAACUGGCACCGCUGAGUAUAUAGUAAAAGAAACGAAUAAACAGGAACAUUGAAAAGCAAAACUAAAGUAUUAAAAUAUUGGUGGAUUCAAAUCAGAAAUCAGUAAACUGGUUAGUAAAGAGUUGGAGAAGGCAGAGUUGGAGAAGUAAGAAUACACAUUUGUAUUCCUAACAUUAUAGGAUCCCUCUGCCCCCUCUCACCCUGCACCCCAUCCCUGCAGAAAAUUAAGGUGUAGAUCCAGGAGUACUUAGGGAAUUUAGUCUAGUGCAGGGAUAGGCAACCUUUGGCACUUCAGAUUUUGUGGACUACAUCCGCCAUAAUGCUCUUAUACCCAUAAUGCUGGCAAAGCAUCAUGGGAGGUGUAGUCCAAAUCAUCUGCAGUGCCGAAGCUUGCCUAUGCCUGGUAGAGUAAUAAAAAGCUAAAAAAUAUUAUUUUUUUCUAUGUGAUGCUAAAUUUUGGUAUAGAGUUGUGUGCUCAUAUUUAUGAAUGUUUCUAAAUCUUGGAUUGGAAAUUUAAAACCUGUUCAUUUAAUAUCUAUAUUUUAUAUGAAUUGUUAAGGGAUAAUAUUGAGUUGAAAUAAAGGCUAAUAUUUAAAGGUGUGUUUUGAACAACAAUAUUAAUAGUAGAUGUCAUUAUAGUUUUAUGAUGGACAGAUCAUGUAAAAAACAAAUUAAUUAUGUACUUUGAGGACAUGAGUAAACACAAACAUCACAAGUCUGCAUUGAAUGUUACCACCAUUCUGUAAAAUUCUAGCCAGAAUGAUCUGUAUAAAUUUAAUGGGGAAAUGUUCAGAGGCAAAUGUUUACUUUGGGAAAUUCUGUCUUAAAGAGAUAUUAAAAGUAUGUAUUUUUAAUGAAACAUUCCUUAUUUGUUAUUUACACUUCAUGUUUUCAUGCUUGUAUGCAUGUAUGUGGGUACAGUCUCUCUACUUCAGUAUAUCUGUCCCUCACCCACAUGACAGCACAGUUCUUCAGCUUGACUGUGCAUCAGAGAUAAGAAUAGCAACACUUAAAGGAACACUAUAGGGUCAGGAACACAAACAUGUAUUGCUGACCAUAUAGUGUUAAAAACCACCAUCUAGUCCGCCCUGACCCUCUUGGCUCCCUAAAUAUAGUACAAUCUUACUUGUAUUCAAGUCUGCUGCUGCUGCAUCUGACACUGAUCUGCCUGCUUGGCUGGCAUCAUUAGAAGUGAUUCUGUGAGCCAAUCACAAUGCUUUCUAAUAGGAUAGGCUGAGACUGUCAAGGAGGCAGAUCAGGGGCAGAGCCAGCACAAGUAAAACACAGCCCUGGUCAAUCAGCAUCUCUUCAUAUAGAUGCAUUGAAUCAAUGCAUCUCUGUGAGGAAAGGUCAGUGUCUCCAUGCAGAGGGUGGAGACACUGAACAGCAGUGCUGCACACUGUGCAGCACUGCCCCAAGGGAGCACCUCCAGUGGCCAUCUGAGGAGCAGUCAAACUGCAUGGCAAGGUUAGGGACACAAUACAAUUAUGCCCAGAACAUUGAAUACAGGUAUCCGCCAUAAAGUACUAUAUCUCGAGAAGCGGGAGGGCUGGGUUGGGUGCUUUUGUAUGUCACACACUGAUGUUAUAAACACAUAGUAAAAAAACACAAAAAUAUGUAAUGAAAAUUGUUCGCAAAAUUAUUACAGGUGACAUACAAGUAAUUGUAACAGUUCCUGAUAUUCUAUUUAAUAAUUUUGUUAAAAAUCUUAUUUAGUGCUUGUGUUUUAUAGAGAAUAGUAAGUAAUUUUUAAUUACAACUAAACUGCUCACAGUGUACCUUCAUAAAAUAGCACCAAGAGUUUUCUCAAAUAAGAUAAAAUAUUAAAACAGAGCUGUUCAGGGUCUGUUCUAAGUCCACAUUUAUUAUUUUGUUAUUAAUAUUCUUUUAUGGUGCAUCAGAAACCACAUCACAUAAUCUACAUUAUGAUGAGGUAGCUGAAGUAAUGAUGUCAGACCAGGAUGUUUAAUAUGUUCUGUGUUGUAAUUGCUGUGACGAAGUAUUGUUAUUCACACCUAUAUUAGUGUGUUACUAAGUAACUAUUUUUAAAAAGCCUUUACAUGUCUACCAACAAGGGACAUAGUUACUCUUCAUAGUUAAUCUACUAACAAACAUAGCCAAUUACGUGUUUAACUUGUAGAAUAUCUGAAUCAUGUUACAAACCUGAGAUCACAACUGACAUGCAAAACUAUAAAAAAAUAAAUGGUUUUAUAUUUUACGUUACCAUCACUGCUAAAAAGAAAAUUACCUUGUUAAAAUGAUUGGAAAAAAGAUGCAUCCAAUAUUAUUUCUAACAGACACAUUUCCCAUUAGCUUGCACAGAACUCAGUUACUGGGUGUAGUACAUUUCCAUUUGGAAAGAACAUUAACCUGGCACCAUGGUAGCAGACAGAAAAACAUUCCGACUACAUAAAUGACAACUUCAGAUGUUAAAAUGCCUCUACCCAUCAAAAAUAGAUUUAGCUUAAGUUAUCAUUACACUUACAAUGGCAUGGAUUGGAAAAUGUACAUUACAUUUUUCAGUGAUAUAUAUCUGACCAGGUGCUGAAACCAUCAUGACAGCAUGAUGAACGAUGCAGAAUACUGGUAUUUAUUUUCCUAGUGAAGUAUUAGAAUAAUGCAUCUCUGUGUGAAGCAUUCUCAUUGAGAAGCAUUGUAUUGGAUCGCCUCUACUGAAAAUCUAAUAGGGGGCAAAGCAGUUGCCAUGGUGAGAUAAGUACAGCACUGUAUUAAAUAAUGAGUUUAUCUUCUUUCAUAAAUUCUAAAACAAUGUGUGGGGGUUAGGGUCUUUGGUAGGUGGAUAGAUGUUGUAGUGUGUGGGUAGUGGUGGGGAUGCAGAGCCAGUAGUGUGGGUAAAGGUGCUGUGGUGGGGGGGGGACAGGUGCUGUUUAGGGGGUAGGAGCUGUGGUGGAUACAGCCUGUAGUGGGGAGAUAGGAGCAGUAUUGCAAGGACAAGGGCUGUGGUGGUGGUGGAGGGGAUAAAUCCUGUAGUGGGAAUAGGGACAGUAGUGGGAGGACAGGGGCUGUGGGGAGAAAUAGGGACUGUAGUGGAGGGAUAAAGUGGGGGGAUUGAAGAUGAAGGGCUGCUUAAAAAAAUAUGUUUGAUUUAAAAAAACAAAUAUAUAAAAAAAAAAACUAAAGUGUAUUCACCCAUCCCUGAUGCUUACAUUGCAGACAGCUCCUUCUAACACUGGGGGAUUGUUUCAAAGUACUGCCAUGGCAACCCAUGGCAAAACUGUGAUACAAUAAAAAUCUUCUCUGUACUUAAGCGUGGACCCUGUCAGUGAGCUCCCUUGUCAGCUUUGCCUCACGGCAGUAGAAUCUUUGAUCUGCCCACUGGUCAUGCCACCUUGUUUGCCUGCCGCCCCGAGACCUUAUGACUAACCCGGCCAUGUGGCCAAGGGAGGCCGGGAACAGAGGAAAAUAUUUGCAUGGAUAUACUGAAAUGUUGGUUGAAGCUGGUUUUGAUGUUUAUGAUCUUAACGAUGAGAAACUCUUCCUUCAAAUGUGGACGUGGAGCCUUCUUUAAGCCCACAAACUUUGUUGCAGUAUGUGCCACCCUGGCCUAGCAUUAUUUUUUCUUUGGAUUCUGUGAGGGUGUUAUUAACAUGAAACUAUGGGUUUGUUUAAUAAAUGUGUGAGUAAUACUGAUUUUCUGUUUUUUUCCCCUAAAACCCUUUUGCAAAACAAUUUGCACUCAUGGAAUGCCAGUUCCAAAAGCACAGUUUUGGGUGCAUUCAACACACGAGUUAUUAACUUUUUAUAUAGUUUUUUUUUAUAGUUUUAUUUUGAAAAUGUUGUGUUUGUUCAUAAUAAUUAAGGAUUUUUUUCACCUUUUGGCAGGAUAAUCAGAAAGAUACAUUAUGACAGACUUGUACAAGGCUACUGGAGCAUUCCAGAGGUAAGUUCUUCUAUUCAGAUACAUUUUAUUUGUAAGCACAUACGAGGUGACAAACCAUAGUAAAGUCUCACAGGACACGCCAGGUAUAUAUGUGCAAGAAUGUAUCUGACAGAGUAUGACACAAAACAUCACACUGAUUAUUUUUUUUGUAAUGUAGUUUUAGUAAGUAAAUUAAACAAAAUGUAUAAUUGUUCCCCUCCUUGUCACCCUCUGUAUGAGUAACUCCUUUCACAUGGGUUUUCUACAUGAAUUUUCAAUUUUCUUUUUGUCAUUACCUCCUUAUAUAUCUAUCCCUCUUCAUUUUUUUCUUCAUCCCCUCUUCUGCAUCAGACCUUUCGCCCUUUGAUUCUCCGACAGUGUCUCUUUUCCUUUCGUCAACCUCGCUUCAUUUGCUAACGUUUUAGCUUAAAUAUCCCUUCUUUAUUAACUUCUACUACUUCUGCUGGAAGGUUAGACCAUGUAUCCACCUUUCUUCCCAGUGGAAUAAAUAUUUCUACAUUUCUACACUUUGAAUUAUAUAUAUAUAUAUAUAUUUUAGUAUUAUUAUUUUAUUAUUUUUAUUGUAUUAUUUAUAUAGUGCCAGCAAAUUCCGUAGCUCUGUACAAUGGGUGGACUAACAGACACAUAAUUGUAACCAGACAAAUGGAUGCACAGGAACAGAGUGGUUGAGGGCCCUGCUCAAUGAGCUUACAUGCUAGAGGGAGUGGGUAUAAGUAGGGGUAAUGAAAUAGGUUGCUAGAAAAAUAAUCACUGGGAACUUAGGUUAGUUUUGAUAGUUGCAGGAGAGGAGUCAUGGGGGGAAGGGGAUGAAAACCUGCUAACAGUUUAAAUGAUGUGCUUUCCUAAAGAAGUGUGUUUUCAAAGAUUUUUUAAAGGAGUGCAGACUGGUUGAAAGUCUAACGAAGAAGGGAAGGGAGUUCCACAGAAAAGGUGCAGCCUUGGAGAAGUCUUGGAGGCAAGCAUCAGAUGUGGAAGUACGGAAAGAGGAUAGGCGUAGGUCUUCGGCAGAGCGCAGGGCCCUCAACGGGACAUAUUUGUGUAUUAGGGAGGUACACACAUAUAUAUAUAUAUAUAUAUAUAUAUAUAUAUAUACACACACACAUGAUACAUACCAAUGGACUGUGUAUUAUGGGAAAAAUUAUGACAUCAAUGAGUUAUGGAGACAUCAUAAACCACUUUGCCAAUUUCAACUUAUUGGGCACUAAGAUGGUAACUCUAAAUUAUUGUCAUGUUAUUUUAGUACUGUUCAUUUCAGCACUGUUUGUGCUACAAUUUUAUUGGUGAGGGUUAGAAAUUAGAGUUUUAUUGUAUGUUGAAGAAAGGUAAUUUAAUGUCAUACAAAUGGCUAUAUAUAAAAAAAAUCAACACAAGUAAUUGUAUACACAUAUGGAUGUUGCAGGGUUAAAUCAGGGUUUUAUUGUAAUAUAUUUAUUUUCUAAUCUUAUUUUCAGCCAUCAUGAUCCCAACUUGAAAACAUUAUAAAAAUAAUAAAAAGCUGACAUGCCUAGUAAACAUGAUCACGAGAGAGGAAGUAUCUUUAACUCCUCUCUUAGAAUGGAGCGACAGAACAGUACUGGAAAAAAAAAUAAAAAGACAAAAAACUUUCGCUCCAUCUCCAAGUCUCUAAUUCUCUGCAACGCUAAGAACAGUGAUGAUGGGUCAAGCCUGGAGGAGAAAUACACUGAAAUAACAGAGAUACCACAAUCCAGCAUACAAGCAUCUGAGUCACUAGCAGCUGAUCCGAUCCAAAAUUCUAACUCAAUUCCAGAUCCCAUGAUCAGGAAGUUCAUUCUGUCAAAAUCUGCUUCAACUGAUAGAACUCCCAGUAAACCAUCUUAUAAGGUAAAUGGAAUUAGUAUGGGCUUGAUUUUUUUACAACAAUAUAAGAAUGAGUAAAUUCUUUGAAAUGUCUUUGUCUCUGGAUUAAUUCAAGCAGAUAGCAUAAAUGUACUCAUUUUUACACACAUGAACACACAUCCAAGUUUACACUUGUAAGCCAUUGAAAAUUGGGGCAAAUUUCUUAUGGUAUAGUUUUCCAAAAAAGUGAAAUUGGUUGUUGUAAAGUGUUGACAAUUUUACUGAUCAUAAGGCUGCUGUACUGAACACAGUUAACACAUCCAGGGUCAAACCUUGAAUUGUAAAUGUGUGUGAAAACAUUCUAUCAUACUACUUGCAUUGAAAGUCAUGUUUCAGUGUUUGCAGAUGACACAAAACUCUGUAAAAUAAUACAAUGUGUGCAAGAUAUUACUUUGCUGCAGAAGGAUUUAGAUAGACUGGGGGACUGGGCACUCAACGGCAGAUUAAAUUUAAUGUUGAAAAAUGCAAAGUUAUGCACUUCAGCGUAAAGAAUACACAGGAUUUGGGGAUUACCUGGAUGUGUCUAAGGUGUUUAGAAAAAGGGAAAAAAAAACACCUAAACACCUUAGACACACCCAGGUAAUCCCUAAACCCUGGACUGGUAGGGGGUCCUGAGGACUAACGUUGAGAACCCCGGUACUAGAUGCAUAAUUGCAAAAACAGAAUAUUCAAUGAUAUAAUCUUUCAAUGUAGGGUAAUAACUGCUUGAUCCAAUGAUAAAUCUGACUGCCAUUCUGGGGUCAAGAAGGAAUUUUUUUCCUAGCUGGUUGCAAAACUGUGCUUCAAACUGGGUUUUUUGCCUUCUUUUGGAUCAACAGCAAAAAACAAAUGUGAGGAAGGCUGAACUUGAUGGACGCAAGUCUCUUUUCAGCUAUGUAACUAUGUAACUAUACUUACAAUCAAUUUUUUUUACUGUAGUUAAGGGAGCACAAAAAUAGCUCUAGGUUAAUGAAGUAUUUUUGUUGUAUAUGCCAUGCCCCUGCAGUCUCAUUGCUCAAUUCUCUGACAUUAAGCAAUUAAAUGAUUUUAGUUUAGUUUUUUUCAGGUCUAUCCACACCUAGCAUACCUGUAACACAUUGUCAGGGCUGUAAAUCCACUUGCAGCACUCACCCUCAAUCCUUCGCCGCCCGCGGUCUCCCCUUCCCCUACCUGUCGGCGAGCAGCGUCCUCACUGCUGUAUGCGCCGCUCGCGUCCUCCUCCUCGCCUCCCAGUGGCAGCAUGUAUAAGGCUGCAUGCUGGGAGCCCGUGCAUUUAUGCAAACGCCGGGGUCAGUCACGUGACCCGGCGUUAAAGCCACAGUACCAUAAUCACAGAGGGAGGUGUAGAUAUCUCCCACGUGUGAUUGUUAAUUCUGAUUGGAAGUUAUCCAAUCAGAAUUAAGCAAAGGAUUUAUAUGCUUACCUUUCCUGUCUCUCAGUGCCCUGUUGUGGUCUUGUGAUACCUGUAGUGCAGUUUGCUCGUGUUUCUCUCUGGUUACCGAUUAUUUGGCUUGUUAUUUCGAUUCUCCUGUAUUCUCCAUUCCUCUGACCUCGGCUUGUUUCUCGUUCUCCUGUUUUCUGUCUCCCUUUACUUGGCUUGUCUCCUGACUAUUCUUAGUGUGCUUUAACCCGGCCACUCUAAGGACCGGUAUAGCACCCUUCCUCUCUGUGACCUGUUAGCGUGUUAGGUUCCCGAAUCGUGACAUUACAACAGGGCCACCAUGGAACCUGCUGACAUUCCACAGCUGUUAGUGAAUCAGGAGGCUAGAAUGGAUGGUUUAGACCACCGUAUGGAUCAGUUUGCCCAGGCUUUACAAACCAUACUGGCUCGUACUGCCCACUUGCAACCUGCCGUUCGAGAAGCUGUUGCUGCUGUGCCAGAACCCAUUCCAGAUCCAGUACACGUUCCUGCUCAUGUGGUUCACAUGACGCCACCACAGCACUAUAGCGGUGAUCUAGCAUUGUGUCAUGGUUUCCUCAACCAAAUUGAUAUUCAUUUGGUGAUGAAUCCUCGUUCCUACCCCACUGAUAGAACCAAAAUUGCUUUUUUAAUUAACCACUUGUCCGGGAAAGCUUUAGCAUGGGCUAAUCCCAUGUGGGAGAAUACGUCCCCAAUGUCCUUUGCAGACUUUUUGACUGCUUUCAAACGCACAUUUGAUCAACCCGGUAGGGUUGCUUCUGCUGGCAAAGCUCUGCUUAGGGUCCGACAAGGUAAUAGAUCAGUAGCGGAUUAUACUAUUGAAUUCCGCACUCUAGUAGCUGAAGUGGUUUGGAAUAACGACGCCCUCGUAAUAGCCUUUCAGGAGGGUUUGGCCGCUUACAUACUAGAUGAAAUAGCAUCCAGGGAAUUGCCUCUUCUUCUGGAUGAUGUAAUAGAUUAUAUCAUUCUUAUUGACAACCGUAUUAGAGAGAGGCGUAAUCAAAGAAGGAUGAAUACACAGGGGCCACCUGUUUUACCCAGUACUGCAUUACUAGCAUUACCUCCCCCUAAUCAACCAUCUCCCGAACCCAUGCAAUUGGGUGCUAUAGGGUUAACUGAAGCUGAAAGAGCGUAUCGCAGAAGGGAGGGGUUAUGCCUUUAUUGUAGAAAGAGGGGGCAUCUCCGAAGAAACUCCUAAUUUGCAGGGAAACUUCAGCACCUAAGGCCUAGAGAGGGGUCGGCCUCGGUUGUUAUGACUUUUUCCCCUCAUGUGUCGAUCUCCAGACCGUUUAUUACGGUUACUCUUUUGGUCAAUCAAACCACUAUAACAACCAAAGCCUUGAUCGAUUCAGGUGCUGCAGACAACCUUAUGGAUGAGAACUUUGCUAAAACUGCAGCCUUGACUCUGAUCCAAAAGGCCACACCCUUGGCCGUUGAGGCCAUAGAUGGUAGACCACUUGAAAAACCUCUGGUGACCCAUGAAACCCAAGAAAUGGUUAUGACUGUGGGUGCCUUGCAUAGGGAAAGGUUAACCUUCCAAAUAAUUGACUCCCCUACAGCUUCCAUCGUUCUGGGUUUUCCCUGGUUAGUUAAACACAACCCAGUACUUGAUUGGGGUUGUUUAGAUAUACUCUCCUGGGGGGAAUCUUGUCAACGAGACUGAAUGGCCUGUAUACGUUCUGUUUGUUUACUCAAUGUGCCCACAGCUAAACCACUUUCUGUUUCUAUCUCUUCUGUGUAUGCAGACCUCGCAUUAGUUUUUGAAAAAAGGGAGGCUGAUAAGCUACCUCCACACCACGAUUAUGACUGUGCCAUAGACCUGUUAUCAGGUACUAUGCCCCCCAGGGGUAAGGUCUACCCACUUUCUGAGAAAGAAAAUCAGGUCAUGGAGGAGUACAUACGGGAAUCCUUACGUAAAGGUUUUAUCAGAAGGUCCUCCUCUCCUGCUGGUGCUGAUUUCUUUUUCGUUGCCAAGAAAGAGGGCGAUUUGAGGCCAUGUAUAGACUACAGGGGUCUGAACAAUAUAACGGUUAAAAACGCUUAUUCUAUCCCUCUCAUCACUGAGUUGUUUGAUCGUGUUAAAGGUUCUAAAUAUUAUACUAAACUAGACCUCAGGGGGGCUUAUAACCUGGUUCGUAUAAAAGAGAAUGAUGAAUGGAAAACAGUGUUCAAUACACGCAGUGGGCAUUACGAGUAUCUAGUCAUGCCUUUUGGACUGUGUAAUGCUCCUGUUGUGUUUCAGGACCUCAUAAAUGAUGUCCUUAGAGAUCUACUGUAUAUCUGUGCCGUAGUCUACCUUGAUGACCUAAUUGUAUAUUCUCCUGAUUUGAAGUCACACCAUACUCAUGUGAGGAUGGUGCUUAAGAGAUUGUUGCAGAACGGUCUUUAUUGUAAGUUAGAGAAAUGUUUAUUUGACCAAAAAUCUGUACAAUUCCUAGGGUAUGUCAUUUCUGAACAGGGAUUCAGCAUGGAUCCUUCUAAAUUAGAAGCCAUACUGUCUUGGCCUCUUCCCCAAGGACUUAAGGCAAUACAGAGGUUUAUAGGGUUUGCCAAUUAUUACCGGAGGCUUAUUAAAAACUUUUCAUCAAUUAUUUCUCCAAUCACAAAACUGACUAAAAAAAGUUUGCACCCCAGGGUUUGGACUCCUGAAGCCCUUAAAGCCUUCGAGACUCUCAAAAAGGCAUUUGCCACUGCCUCUCUGCUACACCAUCCUGAUCCUUCCCUUCCCUUUGUUAUGGAAGUAGACGCUUCGGAAUCAGGUGUAGGAGCAGUGUUAUCACAGAGACAAUCGUAUACCGAACCCCUCCAUCCCUGUUGUUACUUUUCUAAAAGGCUGUCUGAUUCGGAAAAGAAUUAUGACGUCGGGAACAGGGAGCUAUUGGCUAUUGUGAUGGCUUUUAAAGAAUGGAGGUACUUAUUAGAGGGAGCUAGACACAAAAUCUUGGUUAUAAUUGAUCAUAAGAAUCUCUCCUAUAUAGCAGAUGCUAAAAGGUUGUCCUCUCGUCAGGCUAGAUGGUCCUUAUUUCUUUCACGCUUUCAAUACAUUUUCACAUAUAGGCCUGGAUACCGUAAUGUCAAGGCUGAUGCUAUCUUCCGACAGUAGGAACCUUUGGAGUCGAUUGCCCCCGCUCCUGAACCCAUUGUGCCUAAAUCUAAGAUAAUAGCUGCUACCCGUUUGGUUAUUUCAUCUCUUUUCCUUGAUGGUAUCAAGACAUACCAAUCCCAAGCACCCUCUGAGACACCUGUUGGUAGAUAAUAAGUGAAAAAGAAAGGCAGAAGUUAUUAGCUUAAUUUCACACCGCCAAAACUGCUGGUCAUCCAGAGGUUACCAAAACAUACAAGGGUCUCCUUCAACAGUUUGGUGGCCCUCACUUAAACAAGACGUGAUAGAUUAUGUGCAGGCUUGUUGUGUUUUCGCACAGUGUAAGUCCCCUAAUCUUAAACCCCUGGGACUCCUAAUGCCUCUAUCUGUACCCAAGAAACCAUGGACCCACUUAUCCAUGGACUUUAUUGUGGAUCUUCCUUUAUCUCAUGGACAGACAGUAAUUUUGACUGUGACUGAUAAAAUGGCACACUUUAUUCCACUUAAAAAACUACUUUCUGCGGUUCAGUUGGCUCAGGUAUUUGCCAAAGAGGUGUUCCGCUUGCAUGGUAUCCGACAGGGGUCCUCAAUUUGUCUCUCGGUUUUGGAGGGGCUUUUGUGCUGAGAUGGGGAUUUCCUUGUCAUUUACUUCCUCCUAUCAUCCACAAUCUAAUGGAGCUGCCGAACAGGCAAAUCAAUCUGUGGAGUUAUAUUUACUCUGCUUCACGAAUGCACACCAGGACAACUGGUCUCCCCUCCUUCCCUGGGCUGAAUUCGCCAGGAAUACCGUGACUCAUUCGUCCACUGGCUUAAGUCCUUUUAUGGUAGUUUAUGGGUUCCAACCCUCUGUCCUUCCCGGUGUGUUCUCCGACAAAGGAAUACCCGCUUUGGACGAGCACCUCACCUCCUUACGGAAGAUGUGGGAUCAGGUCCAUGCUACUCUCUCUCGUGUGGCUGCUACUCAGAAGAGAUUUGCUGAUCCUCGUAGGUGUGCGGCUCCUUCUUAUGCCCCGGGUGAUAGGGUUUGGUUGUCCUCUAAGAAUCUCCACCUCAGGGUUCCCUCAAUGAAAUUUGCGCCCAGGUUCCUUGGCCCCUAUAAGGUGUUGCGUAAGGUAAAUCCCGUGUCCUACUCCCUGGCCUUGCCUCCUUCCAUGCGUAUACCUAACACUUUUCACACCUCCCUUUUGAAGCCCUUGCUCUGUAAUCGGUUCUCUAGACCUCGCAGGCAUCCCGAUUGCCUCCGCGCGGUCCCCAGUGACGUGUACGAAGUAGCUGCUCUCCUUGAUUCUCGUUUUUCUCGAUGUCGGUUGCAGUAUCUGGUGGAUUGGAAGGGUUACGGCGGUGAGGAGCGGUCUUGGGUUUCUGUCUCUGAUUUAAACGCGCCCUCUUUGAUCCACUCCUUUCAUGCGGGAUUUCCUUUGACGCCUUCGGCUUCCCGCCCGCUGGGCGGUCCUCGAGUGGGGGGUUAUGUCAGGGCUCCGCGGGCGGCUGUGAGGGGAGGCUGCAAUCCACUUGCAGCACUCACCCUCAAUCCUUGGCGCGGUCUCCCCUUCCCCUACCUGUCGGUGAGCAGCGUCCUCACUGAUGUAUGCGCCGCUCACGUCCUCCUCCUCGCCUCCCAGCGGCAGCAUGUAUAAUGCUGCACGCUGGGAGCCCGCGCAUUUAUGCGAACGCCGGGGUCAGUCACGUGACCCGGCGUUAAAGCCACAGUACCAUAAUCACAGUGGGAGGUGUAGAUAUCUCCCACGUAUGAUUGUUAAUUCUGAUUGGAAGUUAUCCAAUCAGAAUUAAGCAAAGCAUUUAUAUACUUACCUUUCCUGUCUCUCAGUGCCCUGUUGUGGUCUUGUGAUUCCUGUAGUGCAGUUUGCUCGUGUUUCUCUCUGGUUACCGAUUAUUUAGCUUGUUAUUUCGAUUCUCCUGUAUUCUCUAUUCCUUUGAUCUCGGCUUGUUUCUCGUUCUCCUGUUUUCUGGCUCCCUUUUCUUGGCUUGUCUCCUGACUAUUCUUAGUAUGCUCUAAGGACCGGUAUAGCACCCUUCCUCUCUGUGACCUGUUAGCGUGUUAGGUUCCCGAAUCGUGACACACACAGCUAAGAUGAAAAACUUUUUUUUCCAAUCAGUUCUUGCAUCACAAUGUGUUUAAUUUAGAGGCUAUUGUAUCCUGCUCAGAUAAUUGAACUUUAAUCAUACAUAGGGGCUGCAGUAGGCACUAGCAUGCCAUUAUCAAAGACAUUUUAAAUUAAUCAUGCUGUGCAAUAACGGAAGCAAAAAGACUUGAGCACUUUUUCAGGAAAUAUGUAGGGAGGCUGUGUGAGUCUCAGCCAGGGUAGGUGUGACUAAGACUGCACAGUGACUUACCUACUAAAUGGCAGAUAACUGUGCAGUGAGACUACAGGGGCAUGGUCUAUACACCAAAACUUAUUUAGUAAGCUAAUUUAUUUUGUGCCUUUAACUUAAUAAUUAAAGUAUUGACAGAACUUACAAGAAAAAAAAAAUAUUUUAGCUCUGUGCAGCCACACCAUAAUGUGCACAGGGUAUUAAACAGGGUGACCAUAUUUAAUGCCAUUUAUGAAUAUGAGAUAAACCAAUAGCACAUAAUGUCCUCUAAAAUUUAAAGGAUUGGGUAUAACUCUUUCAACUAAUAUAAGUAAGUGACUAAAAUUACAUGUAGCAUAUGCUUUCUCCCAGUGGCGGAACUUCCGCUGGUGCCCAACAGGUGGCCCAUGCACUUAGGGACACUUGGUGGGCAUGUGUUAACAUCAUUAUUGUUGAUAACACAGGUUCAUUUGUUGGUGCUAUCUGUUAGCUUGAUAGGCUAACAUGAAGGCAUAAUACCUAGAUUCAGAUAACAAUUUAGUAAUUACUCUGGAUAUCCCUUUGACUCUUACUAUUUGGAGACAUUGUUAUUCUUCUGUGAAAUUGAUUCACUUGGGCAAUUCUAGUAACACAUUCUCAGGCUACAAGCUGACACUUUGUGUAAUAAACAUAGUAUUGCACUAUGUCUAUAUAAUUUAGAGAAUACUAUUGGAAUAAUUUCUAGCCGCUGCUUUGUUUUUAUCGUGUUUUAACAUUUUUUAAUUGAUGAUUUAUAUGUCUUUUAAGUGACUAAUAAAAGUUAUGUUUUAGUACCAUAUGUAUAUUAGAAUUCUGGGUAAAACUUGUCCUUUCUUUUUGCUAAUUCUCUCUAGGGGUUACCCACCCUCUUUUUCCCCUCAUAACUAUGAACCUCUAGCUCUUACUUUCUUGUUUAUAUCAGUUCUGAUCAAACUAGCGAUGAUCCAUCAUUAUAAACACGUCAAUUAAAGCAAAAGGUUCAGAGCAUUCCACAGGAAAUCAUAGAAGCUGCAAUGCCAUUUGCGAUUUUAUAAAUGGCAUCGUGGUUUCAUGGACUGAAAAAAGCCAGUUUACUGGAGUAAAUACUACACGAAUAAGCCAAUGUAUCAGGUUUCACUAGUGGAGUGGUGCCAGGAUAGUUAACUCUUCCAGUGCCACAGCAGAGAGGCCGCAGGGAUAGGACGUUUUCUUUACAUCUGGGAUUUUUUGGUAAUGUGAUGUUGUCUAUUUGAGUUUUUAGUCAAGAUUUCUUUUAGCCCAGAAUUAUGUUCCUUACCACAUUUUGCUCUGGGAUAAAGUCUCAUUAUUGCUUCUCAUUAUUACUAUUAUUUCUUUUUAUAUUCUUUAUUUUUGUUGAGCAAAAGAUUAACAGACAGACGUGUGUUGCCAUAGUAACAAACAUAAGCAUUUCAAAAGGAACAAUACUAUGGCACAUGAGAAAACUGCACUUUUUAUGAAAUAGUAAACAUGCUGACAGCUAGAUAGUAGACUGGAUACAUACAUAAAAAGUAGGUGGAGUGCAGUUGGUUCUUAGGUAGAUGGUAUUACUGAUAAAAAACAUGGCCAAAGCCUAGUGCAAUACAGUCUGAUAUAAACAUAUGUACAGGUAAAACAAUCUCUCAGAUUGGUACUCACAAAGAUCGAGCCAAUAUGUUAGGCUCAAUGUGUAGGCAGAUGGGAUAUUUUUAGGGAUCUCACUCCCUUGCUUUAUGCUGGUUGGGAUUUCCGUCUUCUUGUCCACCAAAUAACUUCAAUUAGCGUGAAUGGUGGUAUAAGGAAAUACUUUAUUAGAGAAAAACAAAGUAAAAACAAAAUAAAAUAAGCAGAAUAUAUAAAAUAAGUCCAAAUAUGGUAAAGUGACUUGCAAGACGCGUUUCGCCUAUUAAUAGGCUUCCUCGGUUUCUUGUCAACAAGAUCAGGUGGGAUCCCUACAAAUAUUCCCAUCUGCCUACACAUUGAGCCUCACAUAUUGGCUCCAUCUUUGUGAGUACCAAUCUGAGAGAUUGUUUUACCUGUACAUAUAUUUAUAUCAGACUGUAUUGCACUAGGCUUUGGCCAUGUUUUUUACCUCUUACAGUUUACAGUAAUACCACCUACUUAAUAACCAACUGCACUCCACCUAUUUUUUAUGUAUGUAUAGUUUCUAUUUUGUGUGAAAAGAGAAGUUAUCACACAGGUGUUUAGAGUGUGUUGCUUUAUUUUUGGGUUGCACACCAAGACUUUAUAUUUUAUUUGUGUUAUAUAUGAGACCAUAACUAAGAUAAGACAAGUAUGAUUAGUAUAUUACUGCUGUUGUUGUAUAUUAAGGGAGUAAAUGUAAAUUGAGUAAGCAUGCCUUAUAGUACUCAACAUAGCUCCACUUGGCACUAAGGCUUCCUAUGAGAGGGAGCAUGAGCCUAAAAACAAGAGGGGUGGUCAGCCUAUGCCCACUAACUUAUGUAGCUUUCCCAGUGGUAAGUUAGGAUGCUGUGUCUCCAUAUAGCUACCCCACUGAUCCCAAGUCCCAUUACAGUCCUGCACUUGCUCUUUACGUGUCUAAUCACCGGCACCAGUCUGGACACAGUCUCGGGUACUUCUUGCAAAAAGCUGGCUUGUAUGUUUGGGGUAUGUUGCCCAAAGAUGUGCGCUGUGCUUGGAAGAACUUUCCUGUAAGUACUGCGGCAAGGGUAGGUGGUUGCAGGUUAUGGUGCAGCAUCUCCUGAGUCAGUAUGCCCUCUGCGGUCACCGUUUCCUCCUCUCUACGCUUGGUACCCAGAUCUUGCGAAGCAAGGUAGGUUUCACUUGAAGUGCUGAAAUGGGAUGUUGAGGUACAUCCGUAGCAGCUUGUCUCUGCGCCUGGUCUGCAAUCUUGGCCCAGAGCUGGGACUACAUGUGUGCGAAGGCCCUCUCGAUGCGUUCCUCAUAUGAGGCCCAGAAAUCAGGAUUCUGCACGGCGGCCAGCUAAGCUGCAAGCCUGCAGGCUUGUAGAAUUGGUUGCUUGGCACCGCUAUUCGCCUCACUGGACUGUUUGCAGGCAGACACUCAGCGGGGACCGGGAUAUCCCACGCCGGUCCAGAGGUGGGGGAAAUGAGGCUAUGAGCGUCUGUGUCUGGUGACCGAGCCCAUAGUCAGGAGAUCGGCCACCUCUCCCAUCUACUAGGCCAUCAGGUUUCGGGGUGAGUAUCCAGCCCACGCAGGCACCCCAAUUCUGUCAGAGUAGAUGGCUAUUGUUAGAAAUAGUUGUUUGAGUGUAAUUAUGUCAGGAUUAAAGCAGAAUAUGCAAAAUUUUGAGGCAAAUUAGCAGGAGUAGCUAAAAAGUACAUUCAGUCAUCUUGAGGGCCCGGCACGGCCCUGCCCCCCUUGUUUUUUUGAUUUUUUUGCACGUGCUUGUUUAAUAAUUGUAGCCGAGCUCAAUAUCUCUGCUUGCCUCCCUCCUUUUCCCCAUAGAAUAUACAGAGUUAGGGAUGUGCAUGGGCAAAAAAUUUGGUUUGGUUCAGUUCGGAAAUUCGGGUAAGUAAAAAAAUUAGUCUGCUUCGGCAAUUCGGACCAAUGACAAACGGUUUAGCAAUUCGACAAUUCAGAACAUUCGGCAAUUCAGAAGUUUGGUAAUUUGGACCCUAGCCCUAACCCCUAACCCUAAACACUAACCCUAAACCUAACCCCUAACCCUAACCACUCGUUUUGCCACUUUUCAGAAAUCCGAAGCACUUCGGAACUUCAGCAAUUUGGAACUUUGGCAAUACGGAACUUCUGCAAUUCGAUUCAUCACUUCGGCAAUUCAAACUUCAGACAUUCGUAAGCAUCUGAAUGUCCGAAUUGCAUGAAAUGCGUCCGAAUGUACAUUCGUAACUAAACGAAUUGCACAUGUCUAAGCACUAUCACAGCCUACCCAACGAUCUGAUAAAGGGUGAAACAAGUAUGUAUUAAUGGAACACAAGCACAGUAUUUAUACAAUAUCAAAUUCUCUCCAGGGCAUGAUCAGCACAACAAUAGACAGCUCAGGCCCAGCCACCACUGUGUCUCUGGUGCCACUUUGGUUGAAAAGAUCAAUCCUCCGCUGAGUCUUUUCUAGACAGGAUGAUGGAAAACAGAACCCCAAAUCCUCCUUCCCUAACACACAGCCCAAACAGCUCAUUCCCUCAGCUUCCCACUGUCCAAAGAGCCCCCUGAUUCAGCAUAGUGUCCAAUCACAACCCAGUUAAAGAUUUGACCAGCCACGACUAAUUUCCGAUCUGAUGUAUAGUGCCAUGCAGCUUUGUAGAACAUCCUUGUUUCACCCUAGUCACCAGGGUGCUACCAGGUGACUGGCAUCCUGGGUGCUUAGGUAAGCUGCACCUGCUGGAUAGGGGAGAAAACCUCCUGAGAUGGUGACAAUUGUACUUUUGGGUACUUUUUAGGGUGUCUGUGACAAGCUCCAUAGUCUGUGGGGAGUAAAGUAGAUCUCUGCCCCUCCAUGAGCUAGGGGAAUGAAGGUUUCCGUUGUAUUUAUAUUUUUAUUUAUAACGUGACAGCUUAUUCUGCAUUGUGAACAAUGGGUACACUACACGUGCAAGUCAUGACAGAUUUACGUUAAUGAGACAAAAUGGUAUGUGGCCACGGUCACACCUGCCUUAGACAUGGAAACUAUGAAAGACUGAAAUUUUACAGUGAUCUCCCAAUGCCAUAGAAAAUAUUUAAGUGAGAACAGAUGGUUUAUGCUUAUAUUUGCUGCCUUUUGUUUCCUGGCAAACACCUGACAUUUAAAAUAUAGCUUGAAAACCAAAGCUUGAGAUCCAAAUCUUCCUACGCACAGACAUUUGUUUCUCACUGUUGGGUAGACUCAAUAUGAUGCUGGCCCCAGAACAAAUGAUAUUAGUGGAAAUGUGGUGGGAAUGCCCUUCUUGGCUGCAUAUGUGCAUGCUCAGGCUGACUAUCUGACACAAAAUAAUUAAAAUUAAAACAUUCAUUAGUUAGACAAAACAAACAAUUUGUUCAAAGAGUUGCAAAGUUGAUAACAAUACUGUUGCUUUGAAGUGCAGAAAAAGAAGUAUUUUCAUGAACUCAAAUGGAACUGCCAGCACACGGAACCAGUUGAGUACAUUUUAUCAGGAUUUUUCAGUACAUUUUGCUCUGGUAUAACUUACGGAAAUUUUAGCCAAUGCAUCCGAGAAAUGAUGAUUGGCUUGACUGUUUGUUUCUCUAUCUAGAUCUCUGAGUACAUAUUCUAAUCGAUGGUCCUAAGGCUUCUUCUUCUCUUGUGUAAUCAGCCAUUCAUCUGUGCACAAUUAUAACUAAUUAGUUCAACAUAAAACCCAACACUUCCUAUUAGCCUUUGCCAGUUUAUUGUGGCUUGGCUCUACGUCGAGCCUAGACCCUGGCUUGCCCCAAGAUAAUAGUUAUUUAUCUUUUUUUAUUUCAUUUCUAGUACACUAAAUUAAUCCAUGGUCAGUGACCUGAGCAUAUUUGGUCCUGCCUUUUACAUUUUCCGAGCUCUUUAGUUGUUUUCCUUGCUGACUUGCCUUGUUUUGUCUUUGUGUUUAUGACCUUACAUUUCAACAUCUCUUAACUUAUAAUAAAAUAUUUGUCUGCUCCUGAGGUUGUGAAUUGGAAUUUACUUUGAGAAACUCUAUAUGUGUAACACCGAAAAAGUUACCUAGCGCACUUUGGAUUAUGAAACGAUUAGUGGACAUAAUAACAUGGUAUACAUAUAGAUGGGCUACAUGUGCUAAAACUCCAAACUGAGUUUGUUUAUAAAAUUGUCGUACUGGCUCCAUGCAACAGCUCUAUCUAAACUUAAUCUGACGUAAAACUAUCAAGAUAUGCAUUGUGAAUUGCCCCAACAAGUGGAUAUUACAGUGAGAAUUGAAAAAAAGAUAAAUCAAGGGAUUAUAUGCAAUAAACGCUGUCCAUGUGUUAUUAAAACACUAUUUAUAAAUGGAAUUAUUAUUGCUACAUGAGUCGUGAAGAAUAAUGUAAUCAUGUUUUACAUGAAUCAUGUGUUAUUAAUGCUUGUUUAAUUCAAAUUCAUUUCAAGGUGAUGGAGCAUGUAACAUAAUUGUAGUUACCGUUAUGUAACUUCUGUCAUAUCCCCUCCAUAGUAAAAGCACAAGGUGCUCAAUAUAGCUAUUUAAAGGGAGUAGUAACAAUUGCUCUCAUAACACUUAGCUAGCAAGUAUUGCUAUGCAGAAUGUCAGUGAGGAUCAUGUGAGUUACACCUUAACAAAGCUAAUGGUUCACAAAUAUGAAGAAUAUAUUAAGACUUUAGAUUUCUAGUUACUCAAAAUUAUAAAGAAACUUCAAUUAAAUGAUGAUAUUUGGUAUAUAGAUCUCACUUUAGUAGACUCAUUGAUCCAACAUCUGCUUUUCAGAAGUUAAAGCACUUUGUUGUACUUUCCACAUGCUUGUAUUGGAUAUUAAUGCACCUAUCAUCAUAUGGGGAAUUCUACUAAGAGCGGCUACCAAAACUGAGUUUAUUUUACUAUUAAAUAAUUGCUGUAUGUGAUAUAAUAUUAAUUCAGUUAAAUCCAGGAGUGAGUUAGAUUUUUUUUCCCUAUCUUAAGAUGAGUCAGGAGGGGCACCAGAACAUAAUUUAAUAUCUACCUCUCUCUGACAGUGGGAUUUGUUUGAUUAAACUAUGACUUGUAGUGAAUUCUAAUCUAUAUGGAAAAGUUUAGGCAAACAUAGCUGAUCUGAAAAAUGUCAUAGCUCCCAGCUUGGUUCUUUCAGUUUUUAUUUUGCCAUAUAGAUUUCAAUUUACUUCAAUUUGGACUUUAGUGUAUAACCCCGAGUUUGUGUGAGUGCUAUUGUGUGAAUGCAGUGGUGUAGCAGUAUUGAGUGUUUGUAUGUGACCAUGAAGGUGUGUGUUUGUGCAUUGUGUUGCCUAUCCCCAUCUAUCCCUUUGUAUAUCUCUUUGACUCUAUUGACUCUAUCGCCAUCCAGUUUGUUGCUUUGCUUGGCCAAAUAAUAUAGCAAUGUCGAACCACCCCCCUCACCAUGCUGGACCUAAAACUAAAGAAAUAUAUUGAUAUACAGGUACCCAGCAUAGGUACCCAUCUAGAUAAAUACAAAAUGAUACUUUUACCACAAUUUAGUUUUGAAAAGUUUUCCCCAAGUUCUGAUCAUAAACAAAAGCCCCACUGUAGUGACUUGGAGCUCAAUCACUUUAGCAAUUCUGUGAGCUGCUUAAGAAACAGUUCUCAUACUUAAACUGCAACCUACAGCAUCAUAUUUGCACUGGGUUUGAGUUACAUAGGUAGUAAAGUUGUCAAAACAGAAAAGAGUGUUUCUGGUUUUUCAUUUAGAACUCUGCAUGAGAAGUGAUAAAAAUAAAGUUUGGACAAAGAUUAAUGGUGAAUGUGGAACAUCAUGGCAAUACAGACAGUCUCAUUAAAUCAGAGCAUUAAAAGAUUGAGCAGGCAGUCACAAAGAGACACAAAUACAGCAACUGUAUACAUAAAGGUUAAGGACUGGUUUCAGACAUUCUAUUUUAUGGCAACCAAAUAUGGUGCCUGCUAUUGCUACGAUGCUUUAUGAUGGUAGUGGAACAUAUUACCAGGCCAUUUUGAAAAAUAAAAUAAUUUUACUAAAGUGCAUCAAAUUUUGCUGUUUGUGUUAAACUUGUACUUACACUAUAUCCAAACAUUAUCCAUGUAGUAAAAUUUAUCAAAAUAUCAUGUCUGUUUUUUUUUUUUUAAUAUAUGCAUAGAGAGAUGUGAAAUGGGAAAACUAAAAAAACAACUGUUCAGUUCCGGUGCCAAGUGAUACAACACAUUUAUUAAGAGUUAACAUUCCAAAACACCUGGCAAAAGUAAAAUAUCUUGUUAAUACAUAAUAGAGAGUUUUAUUAUACACAUGUAAGUUCUGUUCUAGAUGAAGGGAAUACAGAUUACAUGUAUUACAGCCUUUGUGCAUUAUUUUUCAGUGUUUUUUCUUUUGCAAAACACUGGUCCGGGGUCAAUAGGGCAGCCAUCUUAAAGUGUUCUUUGAUUACAAGUACAGCUUGUCUGACCAGAAACCAUGCAGGCAGUCAAGAGUUAGUACGGCGUGUUCACAAAUGUAAUGUGCAAGCACUGGGCAUCUCAGAAACGCAUUCUGGGACAAUUAGAGACUCUUAAAAUGACCUAAAAUGGCUCUCCUCUCAGAGAUUAGUAAACAGGUAUAUCUGGAUAUUUACUCAUUACAGAAUAAAGCACAACAAAACUAUACAACCGGAAAUCUUUUGUUUUAAGUAAUAAUAAUACAUUACAGCUUUCCUUCAGAAAGAAAGCUGUCACAGGUAUUUGAUAUUUCCUUACUGUGGAUAAUAAAGAAAAGACAGGGAAUGCAGAAUAAAAAAAAGUUACCUCAACUUCAAUGUAUUCACCAUAGAUAUUUUUUUUUCACUUCAGCUUUAAUACAUUACAGAAAAUAAACCAAAAAGUUUCAUGGAGCGCUUAUUAGAGGAAGGAAGUGCUCUGAACAUAUGGUAGACUGAACGAGAAAGAAUCUACAAUGGAAUAAAGUCUUCCAAAUGAUUCAAAAGGUAGAUGCCUAGAUGUUUUAAAAUUACUGAUAUUUAAAACUACAGCUUCCAUGAUGCUUUGUCAUGUUAAAGGCAUUCUAAAGGUUUGCAGAGCAUCAUGGAAGUUGUAGUUCUACAGUAUCUGGAGAUCUACCUUGUGGGCACCCUUGAUUUAAACAAUAACAGGUGUAACUAUUACCACAAUACCAGUAUCAAAUAUGCCUCAUAUCUCUCCCCAGGAUUAAAGUACUAAAGAGACCUGGCAAUUAUUAUGUUGCUGGUUAUCAAAAUUACAAAGAACUGCACAACAUUAGAAGCUCCAAACUGGGGGAACAACAGAAUAACAGAUACUAUGUAUGAAAAACAAAUCCUGGAGGACUAAGCAAAACUCACAGACAUGCCAUGCACUUUAGCAAACUAUGGUCUCCAUUUAAUAUUUUUGGAUAUGCCUUUCAAAUGAUUUUAUAUUUUUGGGUAAACUUUUAAAAUGUUUUAAUAUUUUGAUAAUUUCAUAUUUUGAAAAAAAUAAUAAUUUAAAAAGUUGAUAAAUAAAUAAUUUGAAAAACAUAUACGAAAAUAUUAAUUUGAGGCCUUUAUAAGAAAAGCCUUGAACAUCGGGGCUAUAUUAGAAGUGAAUGACACAGGUGGUAUAUUUACUAAACUAAGUGCUAGAUCGAGACUAAAAUAGUCAGGUUGCAGGCAUUUUGUGGCUCAGUUAUUUCAAAAAUGGUGUCAAGACAACACACUCGCCAGGCUUUGCUCACUAAACCAGGAAGUUUGAAGAAUUGACAAAAUAAUUACAUAUCUUAGACCAAAACAUCCAAACCAUCAUUUCAAUUCAGACAAUUUGGGAUUAAUAUUUUAAUAACUUUUAUGAUGUCUACACAAUUGCUGUUUUAGAGAAUAGAACUUUAAGAGGAAUAUCUGUCAGUAGUAUGCAUUUACCUCUACGCCAUAUAAUACGCGCACACACACACACACACUCCAUUGCACCCCACCCAUUAUUUUUCCAUGUUGAUUAAUCAAGGUUAAACAUUAUCUUGAGAUAAUCUGUUCACAUGACAAUAAAAAACAUACACAUAAGAUAUCUGUAGAAACAAUAAAGCGAUUUCAAAGUGUUCAUGGAGUUUUCAAAGAUUGUUAAAAACGAAUACAAUGUAUAGCAUUUAUCAAUUUUAUUUUAAUUUCUGUUUGUUUUUUCCUCUGUCUCCUUCCUCUGGUAUUAAAAACAACAAUUACAUAGAACAUAUGAAAACAUUCUUAUGGAUAUAAAUGAAAAGCAGAAAAAAUCCUUUGGGUUAAACAAAGUCGGUCUGAAAUUCUAGCAUAGUUUAUUAAAUGUUAUGCCACUUAUUACAUGGUCUGUGGUUACCGAGCAAGAAAGAUCUAUGCCAUGCGAUUUAAACAGAGACAGAGUUCAGUGUCUGAGGUCUAUUAAAAAUGUAAAGUUUCUUGAAACAAAAUGAAAAAUUGUCAACAUUUUAUUGGAACUGAUCUUUUUCAUAAGGAGUAAUGUUUUAUAAAACAGUUGGUUUUCAUAAAACUGAAUGUUUUUGCUUGCUGUAUAUUUGCCUUAGUUAUUUUUGUUUUGUUUAAUAUUUUAUCACAUAGUAUUAACUUUAAAAAAUCAAACCCUCAUUAUUAUAUACCUUGCUGCGUGCAUUACAGAAUUAUAAAUUUUUAUUUUACCUAGAGGCAUACUUAGGUUACAUGGCACCAUCGUAGAAAUAAUUGUAUUUGGCGAAUCCCCCCUGCCCCCCGAACUGUAGAAUUUUGUUAAUACACAUUUGUUUAUACACAUCACCCAAACCUCCUUUUACCAGGGAAAUUAUACUCCCAUUUAUUCAUAUACAUGCACACAUACAUUCAUAUACAAACACACAUACACAUACACAUACACACAUUGAUAUCCAUACACAUAGACUCACAGACACACACACAUAGACCCCCACAGAGACUCAUACACAAACACAAAUUCAUAUAUACACAGAGAUACUUAUAUACACAGGCAGUCUCAUAUACACAUUUAUUUUUCAUUUUUAUUACAUUUUUUGUGGGGUUGAGGUCCACACUACUUCCCUUGACAGGGAGAACUAGAGUGUAAACUUAUCCCCCGAGUCCAGAGGAGAGUACUCUACGAACUCCCAUAGAACCUGUCACCUGGGGCGUUCAGUCUCCACCCUUCUGGUUAGAAUACCCUCACUCAUUCUAAUAUAAAAUGGGCCAAUAUAUAAUUUUCUUAACACCAUGCAAUGCAUGAACCAGUUUAGUAGCCCUUCUCUGACCUCUCUCCAAACUAUCAAUAUUACAUGUUUAAAUACACAUUUACAUUUUAUUAGAUGUUUUCACAUAGCAAAUGAUGUCAAAUUCUAUCAACUAGAGUUGACACAGUGUAUGGUUCUCUGUAUGUAGUGACUAGUUGGGAUAACUUCCAAUAGACAGCAGUUUGGGGGAAUUUUUAUAUCUGCUCAUUCUAUAUGGAGAAAUUAAGACGCUUCUUCUUUUUCUGUGCAGUGAAAUGUAAGACCAUUCCAUAAGAGCAUGCAUCACAAACUUUACUUAUACCACCGGCUGACAAAUGUUUGUGGUAUUGAGGAGCCAGACAGAUCUAUUUAAAAGCCAAUCUGACUUUUGGGGUUAGUUAAUAGCCCCUGGAGUAUCAUAAUAUGAGUGAAUAAUUUUAUCCAACGGGUACUUGUGCUGUUUUAGUAAUGUUAAAGUUAUGUUUAUUUUAAAAGUAAAGGAAGAAAGCAAAACAAAGCUUUCUUUAAAAUUAGUUUUAAACAAGCCUCUGCGUCUUCCACUUUCUAGAGAUUUAGCAGAUACAACUAAAGGUCUCAGUACUGGAUCAGAGACACCCUGCUAAAGUAUUUUCAUGAAGAUUAGGCAGCACUCAUCGGUCCUAUCUGAUUAAUGGGGGGCAGGGGUUUCUGUAGACUCUUGAAUAUUAAUAAAUGUAUGCAUGUAUGGUAAUGUGACAACAGACGAUCAUCUCUGGUUCUGUUCACGAGAAGGAAAAAUAAAUUGAUUUCCACUUCGGUUUGGCAAUGUAUCAUAGCUAGGCCAUUAUUGUCGAGCGGUCACCAAAGUGUCAGGAAGCUAAGCAAAUCAGAGCAGACCUGAGCUAUUCUUCUAUAUAAUGUCACUGUGAAGAUAAGAGGGGGAUUAAACAAACAAAAAGCAAAACAAAAAAAAAGAAGAAAAGAAAAAACCCUGUGGAAUAAGUGAGACUUACAAAAACCUUUCUGUCAUUUCAACUGGUUUUCCCCACAACUCAUCAUGCAGGACACAAUCAAACCGCGUUUGUCACAUUGCCAUUUCAAUCAGUGAUUUAAAAAUAUAUUUUUUAGAAUUGUAUAUUAAGUAAACACGACAAUUUAUUUCUUACUCAAUAGAGUCCCUGAAUCAAAUGUUUUAUAAAUAUAUCUGACUGAAAAUGCAUUCCUACAUCAAGGAAUUAAAAUUAAAUGUGAUUAUCCAAGUGCGAAAAGAUUCAUAUUUGUUUACAUUUUUGGAAACAUCACUGUUUAUUGAAAUAUCUUAAUACUCUCCGUUGCUUUUUUCUAACAAAUUAAAUUGUUUUCCUGUAAAGAGUUUUAUAAACUUGGUAGCAUGCUUUCAAAUUUCUGCACUCCAAAUGAUUUUGAACAGGGGCUGCCAAGACUUUACCGCAAAUGGCAAAUGGCCAUCGUUCAAAAUCCACUUUGGAUUUCAACGACCUCUGUUUAUAAAAUUGAUUUAGACAACUUUACCACAGCAGAUAAUACACAAUAGUUAACCCUUAAAAUACAUGCAUUCAAACAGAUAUUUUGCUUUUUACUGCCGCCUAGUGGUUGAUCAAAUAAUUAAGUUUGUCAGUUUCAGACUUUCACAUAUCUGUUUCUGUUAUUGAUUAGAAUUCAUACUAUCACUUAACAACGCUCUUCUGUUUUGAGUUAUUACUUUAGUUAUUGCAGCAAUUAUUAUUAUUUUACAGGAGCCAGCUUUGGACCAUUUUAUAGAAAAUCAAAGUACACUGGAAAACCAUUGCCUGUUCCAAAUGAAGCCACCUUGUCUCAGAGCGCGAAGCAAUUCCACAAGUAUGUUCUUCCAUAGAAUUCCGGUAGAGGUUUAAUUCUUUUACUCAAAGAAGGCUAGGCGAACUUUAGCAGGCACUAAUGGCACUGAGUACUAGUCUUUUUUUUUAGUAAAAGUAAUAAAAGUGUGACAAUACAAAAAAGUUUAGUAAAGUUUUUAACAUGAAAACAUCUCUAGUAUUUUAUGACUGAGCUUGUUGUCAUAUGUAGUCAUUCUAUGGCAAAUAAUUAAAGGGACAAUAUAGUCACCUGAACAACUUUAGCUUAAUGAAGCAGUUUUGGUGUAUAGAACAUGCCCCUGCAGCCUCACAGCUCAAUCCUCUGCCAUUUAGGAGUUAAAUCCCUUUGUUUAUGAACCCUAGUCACACCUCCCUGCAUGUGACUUGCACAGCCUUCCAUAAACACUUUUUGUAAAGAGAGCCCUAUUUAGGCUUUCUUUAUUGCAAGUUCUGUUUAAUUAUGAUUUUCUUAUCCCCUGCUAUGUUAAUAGCUUGCUAGACCCUGCAAGAGACUCCUGUAUGUGAUUAAAGUUCAAUUUAGAGAUUGAGAUACAAUUAUUUAAGGUAAAUUACAUCUGUUUGAAAGUGAAACCAGUUUUUUUUUCCAUGCAGGCUCUGUCAAUCAUAGCCAGGGGAGGUGUGGCUAGGGCUGCAUAAACAGAAACAAAGUGAUUUAACUCCUAAAUGACAGUGAAUUGAGCAGUGAAAUUGCAGGGGGAAUGAUCUAUACACUAAAACUGCUUUAUUUAGCUAAAGUAAUUUAGGUGACUAUAGUGUUCCUUUAAUUCUGAAACUAGUUCAGCAUAACAGAAUUAAAAUCCAAAUGACAAAAUUGAGGCCAAUAUGGCAAAGCUCUAGCUCAGUUGUAUAAACUUCCAAGAGCAACCUAAAUUUGACAAUUUGGAUUUCAAUUUGCUAAACAUCAGUGUGUAGUAAACCUACUAUGAACCCUAUGGUGAACUUCCCAUUUUAGAUGAUAGCCAAACUAAUAAAUAUUUGACUUUGAGAAUGUUUUAAAUUGAGCUAUUUAGGCAUACUAUUUAAAAUUGUCUUUUAUUUUCCCUUAUGAAUAGCUUCUGAUUGCACUGAAAUUUCUGUGAAAUUCAAACCCACUAAAGAAGCAGUUUUUCAUAAAGAUUCUAUCUAGGAAUCCUCAGACGUAACCACUUUAAAGUAUACUAGUCACAGAACGCACAAUUUUAUUUUAAAGAACAUUGAAAUUCAUCACUACAUUGUGUCAGUAGAACUGCAAGCAAAUAGAUAGAUUCCAUCCAUUAAUUAACAGGGCAGAGCAAGUACAUGCUUUGUGUUUGCUGUACUAUUCCUAUAGCAAUAUUUUGCUUUCCAUAGGAAUAUAGAAAAUAAUUGACAGAUACCCCUUUGUUCUGACAUUGAUAUGCUGGCAUAAAGCCACCAUAUUGAGGUCAUGGAAAGGUGUGUGCCAUUCUGGGGAAGUGUACUUAAGGUUGUCCAUUUGUGAUUCUGGGGGAAACCAGCAGUUAUUUUAUUUAAACGCCCACAAAGCUACAAUUAUGAAUCAGAGGUAAGUAGUUACCAAACAACACUGUUAUAGCUGUGCCAAAUGAGACUGAGGAUUUGCAUGUUCCUCUGCCCAGUUUGUCAGUACUGCUUCAGCUUUUAAGAGUUGAGCAAAAUGCGUUGGGGGGUUGGGACGGUACUUAACAUCAUAUCCUGCCAUGUCUCCUCCGCUCACUCUGCAUGCUGAGACUGGAGCUGCACUGACAGACUAGAAGAGAAACAUGCAAGGACUCUGCCCUUGUCCCCCUUGGCCAUGCUCUGAUCAGAGUGGGUGGGGGUAAACAUGAUAGUGUGGAAAAAGGAGGGGAUCGAGAGACCCAUAAGGGGAGUCAAGAGAGGCACACAUGGGGAGGUCAAGAGGCAGAUUAAGGGGUAAAGGGGAUUAGAAGAAACAUACAGGGGGUGACAGGGCUGCAGAGAGACACAAAAUGUGAAAAUUCCAAAGCAACACAAUCCUGCCCCAGGUGGAAGGCAGGCUCUUCCAAAGGAAAGGAGCCACCCGCGAGAAGUCCUGCAAGCGCAAGUUAGCAGUAAUCGUGCGAGCAGCGGACAGGUGGUUGUCACCGGCAGAGCAGAGAGACAGAGAAUGGGCAUAUCUAUGAAUCAGUGAAUAUAUCAGGGGCUGGAGUUGUUGAGGGCUCUAUAGGUAAGGGUUAGUAUUUUGAAUUGACACUUAUAGAGUAUAGGAAACCAGUGUGAGCAUCGACAGAGGGGAGAGGUGUGAGAGGAGCGACAGGAGAGAAGGAUCAAGCUGGCGGCAGCAUUCCUAAAUUGGUUUUAUUAUUAACCUUGAUAAUGCAUUAAUAUGUUAUAAUUUUGACCAUCAUGUCUUAACUUGUCUUUGUUUUAGGUGUCAAUCCCUAUUGGAUUGGUGAUAUAGACCCUCCAGUAACUAAGAAGUCAGCUAUUUUUACUGAAAGACAGUCAGCAAACCUGUGCAACAACCGAAAGUCACUGUCUCAGCAGCUAGACUGCCCUGUAGGGGGCGUGCAGGUACUGGAAAACUUUGCUGUCCUACAGAAUUAAAUAAUGCUCGUACUGACAUUUUUUCUAUGCUUAUUUCCCAUAUUCUUUUUUUUUUUAUAAUUCUUUAUUUUUGUUGUGCUUGAAUUACACAUCACAUUGGUAUAUGUAACAUUGCUCAAUAAUCAGCAUAAAUAUUACGAGUGAUCUGCACAAAUUUUAAAGGAAAUGACAGGCUAAUAACAUGAGGACUAACAAGAUGUAUUCCCCAGGAGGCAGCUAGCAGGAUGUGUAGUAAAAGAAUGAGUAUGAGAGAAGAAACAAUAAAACAGGGUGCUUAUAAAACAGACAGUGUUUCAUCUCCAAGGGAUCAAUAGAGAGAGGGCAUGAUGAAGGGCCUAGAACUCUUCCCCAUGCAGUUUGAGCAGUCAAACUAUCCUAUACUGACCAAGGACAUAGCAGAGUCCCAUGAUCUAGGAUAAAAGGGCAGGCCCCAAUGCCCCAGAGGGAGCUGGCAAGCUGAGCCAAGUUACAUAAAUGGGGGUUCUGCCAGUGCCCCUAUCUGAGUAAGAGUGCCCUUGGUAGGUUGCAGCAGUGCCUUCUUGCUUGUCACUGUAUGUUGAAGCGAUGUGUGUUUUCUGAUCCACCGCCAUGUAGCGACCCGAAUCGCUACUGAUGCUGUGGGUUUCUGCUGCAGGUUAGGUUUAGAGGUGGCUGGACAGGUUGGUAUAUCCUCUGCUCCAGCUUAAGCCAAAAAAUGUGGAAGAUUCUGUUCAGCCUGGACAUCCACCCCCCUUAUUUCACAUAUUCUAUCAGAAUAGAAAUUUACUGAUAACAUUGCAGUGGAAUAAAUCAGUUUUACAAAAUUGUCAGUAAGAAUUCAAUGUUUUAUAUGUACUUGUUACAAACUAUUAUCUGAAAUUGCGGCAGAGUCCGGUAAUAAAUUAAAGGGAUUCUAUAGUGCCAGGAAAACAAACCCAUUUUCCUGGCACUAUAGGCUUUUGGAGUGCCCCCCUCCCUCGUCUGUCCCCCCCCCCCGCCUGUUAGACAGCCACAGAGGGCAGACUUAGAGCUGCAAUGUAAACUGAACUGGAAUGUUUUACAUUGCAGCACUAAGUGCAAAAGAGUCACAGCACCCAGGCUACUUCAAUUACCUGAAGUGGUCUGGGUGCCUACAGUGUCCCUUUAAAGGACUACUAAAGCGUUAGGUAUAUUAACCUGUAUUCCUAAUGUUUUAGUACCCCCUGAAUAGCUUCCCUCCACGUGUGCCAUAAAAAUGACAGGACAACUGCCCCCAGGUCACUUUAUUGAGAUUAAAUGGCAUGGGUGACUUUAGUGGUCCUUAUUAGCACCAAACUUGCUAAAUAAGGUGCUUAUUUAUGUAGGUUAUAAAAAGAGAGAAUUUUUGUAUAUCUUACCCAUUACCGUUGGGAAAUUACCAAUAAGAAGGAGAUAUAGCAAAAAUUGAAAAUUUGCUUAAAGUACAAAGCAGGGUUAGAAGCAUAAUUGAAGCACUUAAUAAUGUAUGUUACGUUGUCCUCUCCUUUUCAGGAGAUAACUUGUGAUAACGUUUGGUGUGUUAAUGUAACAGUAGAUUUAAUAUGCUGUUGGUGUAAGGUUUAGUUGAACGCUAGGUUCUGUUUAACAGUGAAAUGAAAUGUGAUGAAUCUACAAUACAAGUUCUCAGAUAUCUUUCAAUGUUAAACCUCUGCUUCAACUAGUUAAAAAAAAUAGAAAAGUAUUGUAUGUUCUAGAUUGUUACUGGGUUAAUGAGUAGUCUCGGUGUUGCUCUAUGAGGAUACAUAUAGGAUCACCAGCAAGAUAUGUCAUCCUAACAAAGGAACACUAGGAAAUGAUAGAACGUUGUAUUACCAACCGUAGAGUAGCCGGGCUUACCGAUUAGAUAGAAAUAGAAAUCAGCGCUGAUACAAAUAAACAUGGACCAGAAAAAAGCUAAGCGAAGUCAGGACAAGCCGGGUCUGCUACCCUGUAGAUAUUAGAACUACACCUAGGCAAACAGGAUUAACCAGAGGUGACCCUAGAUGGUUGCCUAGGGCCCAGGGGUUAGAAAUGGGGCCCCAGAACCAUACAUUUGCUUGGCCCCAUUAAUCAUCCCUAUGUGAAGAAUUAAGGAGGGUGCAUCAAACAGGUAACCUGAGUAAUCCUUAUUUGGAAAUAGGUAAACUUAAGAUCAAAAACGUAGAUGUGUCAAAGAAACCAGACAGGUUGCACAGAAGACAAUAUUACCAGAAUAAUGCACUUAAAUGUUUGUGAAACCAAGAAAGAGCACUGGUCCAAAGGCAAAACACAUGUAAAUAAGAUCAGGCCCUUGCGUCACUAUUUGCAUAAUUUUUGCACAAGCGCACUGUGUUGGGAGAGACGCCAACUAAAAUAAAUAAAAAUGGCGAAAUAGUCUCAUCUUCCAUCAUUUUAGUUUUGUUUGAGAACGCCGCUGCUGAAUUGAUGCUUAUGCUUCAAAAUGGCCAUUCAGGUUUCUAUACAUAUCAUUAUGUGUUUAAUGUUCAUUAUUCUAAGAAUUCUAAGAAAGAAAGAAUUCUAAGAAAAAAUAAAAUAAUUUCAGAUAUGUAAUCUGCUCACAGAAAAUGUCAUACAGGAAAUCAAAUUGUCAAACAUCUUCCAACCACAUGUUAAAACUAAGCAUUUUUAAGUUUUGGAGAAAAAUGUGUUGUAUAUAAUCUAUAGUAUUGCAAUUUAACGAAGGCUAUAAACUUUAUAAUGUUGCAAAGGGCUAAACAUUUUUUAAUUCAUGCAAAUAUAAGUGCUUACAUUAUUAUUAUUAUUAUUAUUAUUUUAUUAUUUAUAUAGCGCCAACAAAUUCCGUAGCGCUGUACAAUGGGUGGACUAACAGACACAUAAUUGAGAUCAGACCACUGACGUACAGGAACAGAGGGGGUUGAGGACCCUGCUUGAUGAGCUUACAUGCUAGACUCAUUUACUUGUUUACCAUGACUGUCAGAGAAAAAAAGAAAAAUGAAACACUAAGAUAAAAAAAAAAAAAAAACACUUAUAUUGUAGAGAAAGAGGAUCUAAGCUCCGGAACUGAAGCAACAUUUCAGCUAAAUGAGAAGUUCUGCUUUCAGCUAUGAAGUUAUAAUGUAUAAACAUUGCUGUGUGAAUAGGGAGGGUGUAUGAAUUGGUGGAUGUCAGCGAAAUACCUAGAAUUAUUCUAAAGUGUGCAUAAUAUAGCGAUAAUUAGACCCUUUCCAAAAGGUAAUUUCUAAAAAGGUAUAUUUUAACAAUAUAUACAUUAAUAUUUUUGCUUAAAACUAUUUGAAUUGUGGUUAUUUGAAACAUAAAUUGUAGCUAAAUUGUAAACAUAAUAAACAGCUAUUUCAAGAUUUGUCAAUAGAAUGCUUUCAAGUGAUAUCUAAAAAUGAAAAAAAUACUCUGUUGUAAUUUUAUAUUUAUUCAUCUAUUCUUUGCAGAAAUAUUAGAAGUUAAAAACUAUAGAGAUAACAUAGUAUCCCUUAUCUUGCAAUAUAACAGACAUCGUCUGUAUUUUUACAAUAGUCAAAGGAAUUUCACUAUAGGGUGCAUUGCAGGCUGCUGUUGCGGCUAUCCAUGUAAUGCAAGUUAUGUACUCUCCCCUUACUGCCUGCUAUAAUUGGUAUGUGAAGAUUAAACUACAAAUGUUGCUGUAGAGUGUUUGAGAAAGGAGGGGGCAGCAAUUUACAGUCUUUCUGCAGAGAUGACAUAAGUCAUGACUAGAGUUGAGCUGUAAAGUUCGGGUUCGUACCGAACAUUACGGUUUUUGGACCCUGGACCCCGGACAUUUCACUGUAUGUUCGGGUUGGAGUUCGGUGUUCGCGAUUAAAUGGCGUCUUUUGAAAGGCUGCAGGGCAGCCAAUCAACAAGUGUUUGACUCGUGUGCCCUACUAAUGGCAUGGCUGUGAUUGGCCAGUGCAGCAUGUGAGCUAUCUACCAAAAGGCUGAAAGACCUAAAUUGGUCUUUCAGCCACAUUUACUAAUACUAAGUAAAGAUUACUUAGUAUUAGUAAAUUCAGCCCCUACUUGCUAUACCACGAGUAGGGACAUGUCUAGUAAAAUAGCCAGUGGCUGCUCACUGUAAAAAAAAUAAAAAAAAUAAAAACCUAUUGGCCCCCACCCCUGAACGGCGGGUAGGCGCCCUAAAGUAAAAUUAGGGGGGGCGGGAACCUAUUAUCCUUCCCCCUGGCCCCCACCUCUGAGCGGUAGGUGGGGGCCCUAAAUAAGAUUGAGGGGGGACUUACUGUGCUACCCCUGGCCCCCACCCCUGCACGGUGGGUGGGGGCCCUAAAUAAGAUUGAGGGGGGCAGACUUACUGUCCUCCCCCCUGGUCCCCACCCUUGAGCAGUUGUUGGGGGCUUUAAAUAACAAUGAGGGGGACCUACUGUCCUCCUCCCACCCCCCACCCCUGCUCAGUGGGUGGGGUCCCUAAAUAACAAUGAGGGGGGGACCUACUGUACUGCCCUCGGUCCCCACCCCUGUGCGGUGGGAGGGGCCCUAAAUAAGAAUGAGGGGGGACCUACUGUACUCCACCCGGCUCCCACCCCUGCGUGGUGGGUGGGGCCCUAAAUAAGAUUGAGGGGGGACCUACUGUCCUCCACCCGGCCCCCACCCCUGUGUGGUGGGUGAGGGCCCUAAAUAACAAUGAGGGGGGGACCUACUGUCCUCAACCCUGGCCCCCACCCCUGAGCGGCAGAUGGGGGCCCAAAAUUUAGAAUAAGGGGGGGACCUAUUGUCCUCCCACCCGGUCCACACCCCUGGAGGUGGGUGGGGACCCUAAAUUUAGAAUAGGGGGGACCUAUUGUCCCACCCUCAUUAUUAUUUAGGGCCCCCACCUGCCACACAGGGGUGGGGGCUGGGGGGAGGACAGCAGGUCCACCCUCAUUCUUAUUUAGGGCCCCCACCCACCGCAUCUCAAAGUGAUGUCCUUUUUAAUUGCCAUGGAGUCAUGGUCCAGUAUAGUCUUCCUGAGACACAUUUUGCUGGAAACAGUGAUUUCUCUAAAAUGCUACCAUUAUAUCGCUAUACUUUCUAACAAGACAUAUUUUUAUCUCAGAUAUCAAUUUCUGCCUUUUUGUAUUUAAACAUACAUAUCCAUAUAUAAUAAAAAUUAGUAAAACAUAUUCUCAAUGUAUUAAAUAAUUCACAUUUUACUACAUUUAUUCUUAUAUCAUGAAUCAAUUCAGCAUAUUCAUGGAUUUCAGAAUUCCAGCUUUUGUUCUAUCAAAUACCAGUAGCAAAGACAAGAAAGGGCAAAGGGAGUUGACAGAAAAUAGUGGUCCUCCCUCAUUCUUAUUUAGGGCCCCCACCCACUGCUCAGGGGUGGGGGCCGGGGGUAGGACAGUAGGUCCCCCCCUCAUUGUUAUUUAGGGCCCCCACCCACCACUCAGGGGUGGGGGCCGGGGGUAGGACAAUAGGUCCCCCCCUUAUUUUACUUUAGGGCCCCAACCCACCGUUCAGGGGUGGGGGCCAAUAGGUUUGCUGCUCACUGUUUACUAGACAUGCCCCUACUCGCGGUAUAGCGAGAAGGGGCUGAAUUUACUAAUACUAAGUAAUCUUAAUUUAGUAUUAGUAAAUGUGGCUGAAAGACCAAUUUAGGUAAUUCAACCUUUUGGUAGAUAGCUCCCUAAUACCGUGGGAAUUAGGGAGUUAUCUACUAAGCGGCAGCUUAUUUUAUGUUAUUUUAAGUGAUUUCCCUAUCCACAUUUGUUUGCAGGGCACUUGUCCUACUCUUAUCCCCAUUUUACUUCCUUUUGCAGCCCUCUAGCCCUUUCCAGGACUUUUUUAGAGGCAUUUUAGUGCCCAAAUGUUCGGGUCCCCAUCGACUUCAAUGGGGUUCAGGUUUGGGGUCAAGUUCGAGCCCGAACUCGAACUUUUUGACGAAGUUGGGCCGAACUCGGCGAACCUGAACAUCCAGGUGUCCGCUCAACUCUAGUCAUGACAGAAUUACAUUUUUCUACAUGGUGAGAAGCCAGUCUUCUGAUUUCCACUAUAGUAUUCCCUCCCUCCCUACCCCCUACUAAUGAAUGCAUCCCUUAAUGCAUACACAGUGAAGUCUUGCAACUACCAGAAGUGAAGAGGCAGAAAAUGUAUAAAUAAUAAAUGUAUGCAAAAUAAUCUUUGACAAUGUAUUUCAAAAUUGUGUAUAAUGUCUAUUUUAAUGCAACUGAAAAUAUGCUAUUGACUGCCAUACAAAUUAGUGCAAAUAAAAUAGGAAUUAUAUAUUGACAAAUAGUUUGUAGAUUUUACAAAAUAUAUGUAUAUACCUUCCCAUCUGACAACUGCAAUGCUGCAAUAUAUUUCCUUUAUAUCAUUAGAUUCUUCUUGAUCAAAGGAUCAGUCAUUUUCUCACGUAGCAGAAAGAAACAAAUCCCUAAAAAUGUUUUUAUCUUACAUAGUGUGUUAUGUCUGCAGGGUGUCACUCGUUCAUCCAGAUCUUUGAGUUCCGCACAUCUAACGAACAUACGUAGUCCAUCACAGGCCUCUGUUAUUUCAAAUAUCAUUUUAAUGAAAGGCCAAGGCAAGGUAAGAUUUUUAGUAUGUAUUACAAUAGUUUGAGAACUGUUCAACAAAGUCGAGUUGUGAAUGUAUGAUGUUCCCAUCAGACUGUCAACAUUUUACUGUCUAAAAGGUUAUUGAUAUAUGUAUUUUAAAUUCAAAGUGAUUCCACUUACUUUGCAUAUAACAUUGGCAGCCAUAUGGUUAAAGCUGUACAACAAAUGUUUUUUGGAUAUUAUCUUGAUCAGGGACUUGGCUUCAGCAUUGUUGGAGGAAAGGACAGUAUUUAUGGACCUGUAGGCAUUUAUGUGAAGACCAUAUUUCCAGGAGGUGCAGCUGCUGCCGAUGGCCGAUUACAAGAAGGUACUUUGUUCCGGAGUCUUUUACAAGGACAUUGCAACUUUUUAUAUGGGAAAUUGCUUGUCUGGGGCUGAGAAGAAAAUAGCCAUGAACGUAUUUAUUUUGAUUUUUUGUAAUCUGAAAUAGUAUUUUUGUGGAUACGGUUCGAUUUGUAUGUAUUUUGUUUUUCCCAGUAUAGAGGGUUGUUACAAAUUGAAGUAAAGUGCUUCGUUCUUAGUGAGACUUUAUGUAAGGACUACAAUAUUUUCAAUAGUUAAUCCAUUUCAUGGAAAUUAUGAUUUGCUAUUAAUUACACCACAUAUUAUCCUCUCACAUAAAUAAAACAAAGGAGAUAUAAAUUGGCUAAGAAACUUUAAGGGAACACUUCACAUACCAUAACAACUACAGCUCCCAGUCAAACAGUUUUUGAAUGUUCUGAUUUUUUAUUUGGGGCCUGCCAAGUGCUGUUCCUUGCCACCAUUACAAAGUCUGGAGAGCUGGAAGUAGAGGGAACUUCCAUUAUCUUAUUGACUGAGAUAUUGAGAUAGAUACAAUCUCUCAGCUGGUUUGGGGACUCAUGAGUUGCAUAAUAAUGUAGUAAAUAUGUUUUCCCAUGACUAACUUUUCCAUCUGCUUUUCUCACAGGGGAUGAAAUUCUAGAACUUAACGGAGAGUUGAUGGCUGGACUAACGCAUUAUGAUGCUCUCCAAAAAUUUAAGGUGCUUUUUGUCAUCAGAUUUUUCAUGUUAAAAAAAAAGUUUAUUUAUUUAUAUACAUUUAUUUAUAAACAAACCAAAACAAAGCAAGAAAAACUUUGAAAAGUAUGUAGUAAAUGUUUAUAAACUUACUAUAAACGUGGUCAGAUUGCACUGUUCGACAUGCCUCGACAGCUGUGGGAGUUUCUUCAGCCUUAACCUCUUCAGGGAGAUCUUCCAACUGCACAUGUAUAAAUCUGUCAGGCAUGCCCAAAACACUUUUCCAGCAUUCCUAGGGAUAGUUAGAUCAGUGUUCUCCCCUGGAGUGAGUGUGGAAAACAUAAGAAAGAAGAAGAUAAAUAUAAAAAAAACAACAUAUUUACCUGCUUUUUUCAGCCUGCUGAUUGAGGCAGUCGUCUUAUUCAAAGCUAAAACUUUUAAAUGUUGCAAUCAUCUCAAAGUGAUGUCCUUUUAAUUGCCAUGGAGUAAUGGGCCAGUAUAGUCAUCCUGAGACACAUUUUGCUGGAAAUGGUGAUUUCUCUAAUAUGCUACCAUUAUAUCGCUAUACUUUCUAACAAGACAUAUUUUUAUCUCAGAUAUCAAUUUCUGCCAUUUUGUAUUUUAACAUACAUAUCUAUAUAUAAUAAAAAUUUGUAAAACAUAUUUUCAAUUUAUUAAAUAAUUCACAUUUUACUACGUUUAUUCUUAUAUCAUGAAUCAAUUCAGCAUAUUCAUGGAUUUCAGAAUUACAGCUUUUGUUCUAUCAAAUACCAGUAGCAAAGACAAGAAAGGGCAAAGGGAGUUGACAGAAAAUAGUGGAAACCGAUAAUCUUAUGUAUUGAUAGACCACGAUCUUUUCUUAUUCAUUAUAAAAAGUUGGCACAUUUAAAAGAAGCCUUAUACAAUUUUUACGUUGCUUGUUCCUAUUCGUCAGAAUGCUCAAUUAGCAAUAUUUUUUUUUUUAUUUUUUUUUUACAUGCUUAUUAUAUAGCAUGGAUUAGCUUAUUGCUCAUGUAAUAUGUAUUUGUAUUCCUCAGCAAGUAAAGAAAGGCGUGCUUACUCUGACAGUUCGGACAGGACUCGGCACUCCAGAUGUGAAACCCUGUCACUUCACUUCUCAAAUGUUUCGGUCCAAAAGCUCCAGCACAUGCGCGGUGAGAGAACAUUGCUCUCUUCAGUCGGAAAGCUCUGCAUUUUUACCCAGCUCCCAUAAACCUAAUGACCGAGUGCUAAUGGAGGUGUCACUACACAAAGGUACUGACCAGACUUCAGGUCCCCUCACAUAUGAGCUGUCUGAGAUGCACAGUAACACAACAUUAAGUUCGAUCCAUUUAUAUAUUAAUCUUCUUAAUAUUUUUUUCUUUUUUUCCAGAACCAAUAGAUAUUAACUUAGUGUCAGUACCAUUGGUUUACAAUUAUUGGCCCUCCAACUGUGUUAGCAAAGCUCAUAUCAUCAUCGAGACUUGGUGGCAAAGGCAUUUCACCUUUUGAUUUAUGUUCUUACUGGUAUUUUCUUUUUCAGAGUCAGGCGUUGGUUUGGGGAUAGGAUUGUGCAAUGUUCCCCAGUGUGGUGAGAUUUCUGGAAUAUUUAUAUUUACACUGUCUCCCGGUUCUGUGGCCCACAUGGAUGGAAGACUCAGGUAUAAAAAUUAUUCCAGAGAUGAUAUUUAUAUCAUCCAAUAAAAAAUGUCUAUUUUACUAUAACUUAUAACCAACACAAAGUCAAUCAAUAUUUUACUUCAUAAUAAUCAAUAUGAUGGCUGGGCGUCUUAAACAACCGACUUUGGUGGUUGAGCUAGUAGGCAAUAUCCUGUGGUGAGAUAAGAAAUAAUUUCCUAUACCUUGCCAAAAUUAUCUUGUUGGAAAACAAAAUCUGAUGAUUUUGGAGAUUUUUGUUUUUAGUUCAUUGACCUUACCUUCCAGUUGUCAAGUCGCUACAACUCCCUGCAGAGAGAAUAAACCCAGAUGUCUUAAAUAUACACUGACUAUUUUCAAUAGUAUUAUUAUUUCUGUUAUAAUUUCACUUUUAUGUUUUAUAAUUCCUUUUCUGAUAUCGUCUUUUCCAUGUAACGUCCCCUAAUGCCAGCAUUCACUGCAAUGGCCAACACUUUUUAAUGGAACCAAAGUAUUUUCUUCUUCUCACUAUGUUAUACCCCAAAUGUAUUGUACAAUUAUAAACUUGAACAUCUUUUUUGCCUAAAAAAUUUCAGUAGUAGGUUGGGGCUGUAGGAGCUUUAGUUAGGUAGGCAACCAUAUACACCAUAAAAUAUGAGGAACCUUUGAAACAAUGUGGAGAUUUAUCAUCUUCAUAAAUCAGAAGAAGGCAGAGUGGAGUAUGGAGUAGAGCAACUACUGAUGUGUAAGGUAUAAGAAGACCUGGAUUUCUCAUCAGACACAGUUAGAUGCUGUCAUGGAUGUCAAGUUUUCUAACCUGAAUAAGAGAAAUGAAUGGAAUGUUCACAACACUUGGUCAUUCUUCCAUCCCCAACCUCAUUACUGCUGCAAAUGGUGGCGGCAGAACUAAAACUGUAAUUCCUAGUCUCCGGCAGUCACAUAUCUUGGAGACGAAAAACAAUCAUUUUUAGAAAUGUUUUUUUUUUUCAAAUACUAAUAUUUGGAAAACUGUGAUGUAUAGAUCACGUUUGGCAGCAAAAAACAUCCGUUGACUGAAAUAUAUAUAUAUAUAUAUAUAUAUAUAUAUAUAUAUAUAUAUAAAUGUGGUUCUUUGUUCAGCUCAUUUGCAUACGCCUACCCAGAAUCCCUUGAAUUAGUGAGAGCACUGUUAAAGUGAGAUUUCUGUGGGAAAAGCAAGUCUUAUGGCUUGACUGGUGUGUGCAUUUGUGUUUAGCAAUGUAGUAACAAUAAAUAUAUAUAUACACACACAUUCAGAGCAUAUAAUAUAAAUCCAACAAAACACCUUCUUUCUUCAUUUGAGUCUCUACCAGUGUCAACGGGAUCUCCAUUACUCUGGGGGAAAGCAUUGCUACUACUGUAAAUAAGGUAUUGUUCAUAGUUGCCAGGGAAUCGAUUAAUAUUCCAUCCCCCGAGACCCAUUUAAAAAAAAUAAGGCCCCCAGGGUCACACAACUCUAAUAUAAAUGUUCCUGCUAGUCCUCAAAUAUCUUGACAUGUCUUCUCCCCUUUAGUUUUAAAUUAUUCUCAUGUGCGAAUUUUUACUUUUGUUCAAACAUGGACAAUGAUUCCAGUAGAAAAAAAAGUGAAAACUGAAAGCUCGACCUGUAAUAUACAAUUAAAUCAGUACUCAUAAUGUUACCUAAAAUCACCUACUUCAGAUGGAUUCAUCCAAAUGGUACAGACAUAGUGUGUUUAGCCCAUUACUUUGCAAACUGUCCCAAUUAAUCCACUGUUGGGUUACAAUAAAAUUGGAGUGAUUUGGAAAGUAUAGCCAUAUGGUGAAAAUGAGUCUCCAUAUUUUGUAUUUUUUAUUUAGUAUUUUUUUUUUCUUGUUGGUUGCCUACUUUGCUGUUUGUUAAAUAGAUCCCCUAUAAAUGUAUAUCCUUUAUUCAUAAACUUUGUAUUUAAUGAACAUAAGUUUUCUUAUAUUCUCAAUGUAUUGUUUUAUAUAUGCUAUGCCUAAAACUAAUAUUUUCUUAUUAUCUACACAUGUUUAGAGGAGGUGACGAGAUAGUGGAAAUCAAUGAGACUCCAGUCAGCAAUAAGUCUCUUAAUGAAGUUUACUCUCUCCUAAGCCACUGCAAUCCUGGACCUGUCACUAUCCUGAUUAGCAGACAUCCUGACCCAAAGGUAAUUUUAACACAAGUUCUAAAUUGCCUCAAUGACAAAUCUAGUUACGUAUUAACUAUUACCAUAACAUACAGUGAGGGGAAAAAAGUAUUUAACCUUUUGCUGAUUUCGAACGUUUGACCACUGACAAAGAAAUGACCAGUCUAUAAAAAAUAAAGAAAAAUGCAUGUCAAAAAAGUUAAAAAUUGAUUUGCAUGUCAAUGAGUGAAAUAAGUAUUUGACUCCUUCGACUUAUUACUUGGUGGCAAAAACCCUUGUUGGCAAUCACGGAGGUCAGACGUUUCUUGUAGUUGGCCAUCAGGUUUGCAUACAUCUCAGGAGGGAUUUUGUCCCACUCCUCUUUGCAGAUCCUCUCCAAGUCAUUAAGGUUUUCGAGGCUGACGUGGCCCCCCAGAUUACCUCCUUUUAAAUCUUUAAAAGAACUUUCCCACGCUGUGUAAAAUGACACAGAGCACUCUGAUAGGUGGAUUAAGUAACCAAUCAGAGUGUUAUGAGUCAUUUUACACAGCAUGGGAAAAUUCAAAAGAACUUUCCCACGCUGUGUAAAAUGACACAGAGCACUCUGAUUGGGUGGCUUGAAAGGCCAUAAGGCAAAGAGUCCCUACUUUGUCUUAUGAUUUUAAAGAAAACUAAAGAAGACAGGAAGAAAAGAAUAACAGAUCCCGAGAGAGGGGGAGAAGAGGAAGAGAUUGAGGAAAGGUAAGUUCGGCAUGACAGUGCCGCUUUAAGGUCUGAAGACUGAUUAGGCCACUCCAGGACCUUAAUGUGCUUCUUCUUGAGCCACUUCUUUGUUGCCUUGGCUGUGUGUUUUGGGUCUACCUAUCCAUGACCUAUUUCCCAUGACCCAUUUUCCCAUUUAUGCCUUAGCAGAAAAACACUCCCAAAGCAUAAUGUUUCCACCUUAUUUUUGAUGGUGGGGAUGGUUUUCUUGGGGUCAUAGGCAGCAUUCCUCCUCCUCCUCCAAACAUGGCAAGUUGAGUUGAUGCCAAAGAGCUCGAUUUUCGUCUCAUCUGACCACAACACUUUCACCCAGUUCUCCUCUGAAUCAUUCAGAUGUUCAUUGGCAAGUUUCAGACGGACCUUACGGGCGCUGCAGGAUUUCAGUCCUUUACGGCGUAGUGUGUUACCAAUUGUUUUCUUGGUGACUAUGGUCCCAGCUGCCUUAAGAUCAAUAACAAGAUCCUCCUGUGUAGUUCUGGGCUGAUUCCUCUCCAUUCUCAUGACCAUUGAAACUCCACGAGGUGAGAUCUUGCAUGGAGCACCAGACCGAGGGAGACUGACAGUUAUUUUGUGUUUCUUACAUUUACGAAUAAUCGCACAAACUGUUGUCACCUUCUCACCAAGCUGCUUGACGAUGGUCUUGCAGCCCAUUUCAGCCUUGCGCAGGUCUACAAUCUUGUCCCUGACAUCCUUGGACAGCUCUUUGAUCCUGGCCAUGGUGGAGAGUUUGGAAUCUGAUUGAUUGACUGCUUCUGUGGACAGGUGUCUUUAAUACAGGUAAUGAGCUGAGGUUAGGAGCACUCCCUUUAAGAGAGUGCUCCUAAUCUCAGCUCAUUACCUGUAUAAAAGACACCUGGGAGCCAGAAAUCUUGCUGAUUGAUAGGGGAUCAAAUACUUAUUUCACUCAUUGACAUGCAAAUUAAUUUAUAACUUUUUUGACAUGUGUUUUUCUGGAUUUUUUUUGUGUGAUUCUGUCUCUCACUGUUAAAAUACACCUACCAUUAAAAUUGGUCCUAAAUAUGAAGUUGAAGCUACUCACCCUGGUCAGGAGAAGGCAGUGUUGUGUCCAGCAUUGAAGGGAGACGUAUUUUGUAAAAUGUCAGGUCACACUCACAAGGAGUCGUAGUGCAUUACUAAAUAAAUACUAAAACUAAAGGAAUUACUUCUAAAUACCCCCUUGUUCCUGCCAUGAAGGGACCUGGUGCAUAUAUAUAUAUAUAUAUGUUUUUAUUCAAGUCAAUAUCUCUCUAUAGUAACCCUAAAAUGAUUUAUUCUUCAAACUAGUUUGUUGUAACAUUUUUUGUUUACUACUCAGUGAUGAAGGCCUGAACAUUGCAGGCCUGUUGGAAACACAGCCCAGCACACUGUUUAGUGAAAAACCAAUCAUGUGAAAGACUGGUUAAGGACCCACUGGCAGCUCUCUGCUCCCAGAGGCAACCUUACUCUAAUAAGAUGUGGAAAUUCUUAUGUCAUUACAUUUUAUAGAGCCUGUUCAUCCGCUUGAAAAUGAGCCUGUUAAAUAAAACAGAGGGAUACUCCCUAGAAUGUUCACUCGCCAAUGUUUCAGCACUUAGAAACACUAAAAAAGUAACAAAGCAAUUAAGAUUCACACAGUCUUUCACACUUAUAUUAUUGCUGCUGUUGAUCCAAAGCAUUUAACCUCUUUAUUUUGGCUGAAGAUCUCCUUCCUGUGAGCAACUGGCUCAGCCAUGCAAUGGAUGUAAUCUUGUGACUGACUGAGGUAGAACUGUGAUUAACCCUAGAAGGACCACUGAUAUUUCAUUGUGAUAACCUCCUUCCAGUUCCUUAAAAGGAACACUGUAGUCGCCAAAAAAUUUCAACAGAUGGAAGUUGUUAUGGUGUCUGCGGUCUAAAGGUGCUGUGUUGUGCAUCACUACUAAACAGUGUUCAUUACACACAUCAUAGAGAUUGGUAACUACAGGCAUUUGCAUGCUAGGCUUUCAUCUUACUCUGAUUUUUUUUUUCCUGAAAUAUGUUUUAUCUGUUACAAUAAAAUGUUAUUAAUGUAUUUUUACUGUUAUGUUAUGACCUGUUAUAGAUCUCAAAGCAACAGCUCAUGUUGGCUGUCUCUCAAGCUGUGGAAAAGGAUCACGCCCAAUUGAAUUUAGAAGGUAUAAAAUAAAUAGCUUCAAUGUUGUUUAAUAGUUUGCAUUUUUUUUUUGCAAACAUGAGGCGGGGUGGACAUUUUAAUUUAAAAAACUAUUUAAACAUUCGGUGAGCACAAUUCAAAGAGUGGUUUGACCAAUGUACCUACACAUCUUCCAAGUGUUCCUCUUUGGAAUGUACAGUCACUCAAUAUUAGAGUAACUUUAUUCUAGGAGAUCUCGGGUUCAUGUGAGCAUAAGUGUAUAACAGAGCUAUGUGGCGUUGAAACAUAACAAUAAUGUGUCUAAAAAGGGUAGUACACCCCAGGUUUGAAGAGAACCUUUUUUUCUGCCUUACCUAUAGCUGUAUAAUUGGAAAUGAAAGGUAAACACUGUAUGUUUGGAAGGAGUGAUACAUUAAAAUAUACACUCUAAAACGGCAUAACCAUUAUGUUCCUUCCUCCAUCUGGAUAUUACCCCAUCCUAGCUGUAUUCAUAAUAAAGAUUUAACACUUCUGCAUUAUCAUUAAUAUUGUAAAGCGCUACGGAAUCUGUUGGCACUAUAUAAAUGGCAAUAAUAAUAAUAAUAAUCAUUGCCAAUUUCAUAAGGGAUAUUACGAGAUGUAUAAAAAAAAAUGUUAGGAGAGACACACAGAGCAAUAGUGGAUUGUCUAUGAAACUUAGUAACAACAACCUUGUUUUUUGAGCAGUGAGUUAGGUAACAAAAUAUCACUGAUAACACAGGAAGUCUUGAAAACUUGCCAAAACUAAAUAUUCUCUUCCAGGUUAAAUAGUGUGAUGUCAUUAUUAUAAUUAAUAUUAUUGCUUACUUUCCAUGACUUUGAGUGUAUUUUCUUUGCAGGUGAUAAAAUUAUAACUUGUUGUCACGGGAAAUUGCACUGUGAGAACUGCAUUGAGAAGCAUGCUGCACACCUGUGUUACACUCGUAGUGAUCAGAAGCAAAUGAUCCGGUCCAGCAGCGACAGCAAUUAUAACCCCAGGUCACUAUCUGGUAAUAUCGACCCAUACUAUGAUUCAACAACCAAAGGGCACAGCAUAGAUGUCCCUACGAGAAUGGAACCUACUCUACUGCAUUAUUCUUCACCAGUGAAACGGGAAAAUAAUUCACCAAUUGGCAAUGAGAUGCUGACCAUAACACAGGGUCCCUGUAGGAAAACCAGCAGACAUUCGGGGGAGAUAUUGGUAAAGAAACCAAGGACCUCAAAACCCACACCACCACCCAGGAAAUACUUUAAAGACGAUACGAAGGAGGACGUAAGUGCUAAUUUGUACACAAAUUUUCUCAUGAGAAUUGAUGGUAAUUGUAAUUCAAAGUAAAUGUGCAAAGAUUUGGUUCGUUAUGAACAAAUCGAUUCAUCCGUAGUAAAUUUGUCCAUUCACUAAUCUGUUUGGUCAGAUAUAAAUGGAAAUUUUGAUAAAUCAAUUAAUUGAUGGACAAACUAAAUGUUUGCACGUCUAAAUCAAAGUUAAUUUCAUUUUUAAGGCCAAACUAGCCAAACUGAAAACUGAAUUAAUAAAUUUGGUUAUUAAGGCCUACAUUUUGAAAUUCCCUUUGAAUUCACUUUGAAUUUCUAGAAACUCUUUGUUCAAUUAAUCCAGACAGCGUUGACUCUAAAGGGCUAUCAUACUACAAAUAUGACUAAUGAAGGGGUGAUGUACAUAAUGGGAGUUGUGCAUGUUAGGAUGGGAUCUCUAUAUGUGUAUGUGAAUAGCUGCUGGUUAGAUUGGAGUUGGGUGAUGGGUGGUGUGUUGACUUCAUGUGUAACGGGAGUUGUAUAUGGUGCUUUAUGUGUGUUAUGUGUGUGACAGUAUGACUGUGAUGGUUGUUGAGUCUGUGAGUGUGUGGCAGUUUGCAUAUGUCUGAAAGAUAUGUGUGGGUAGGCUAAAUGUUGUCAUUGUGGGUGGGUCUAGGAAGCCCUCCUUACUUUCAUUACUUUAAAAAAAAAAAAAGGAAAGUCACCCUCCCUUCUUGAUUAUAAUUAGUAAGAGAAGAGAGCAUCACUAAUUUAUGAUGGUAUUAAGAGGGAAUGAUAUGCACCUCAGAUGACGUUUACAGUUCCCUCUAGUUAGGGCUGGAGUUAUACUAUUUUGAGCCCUAGGCAAGAACAGCUACUUGCACCCCACACCCAAAAAACAAAAAUUUUGUGUGUCUCAUUCUUACCCCAGCCCCUUUGUGUGCCUCUUUCACCCCCAACUCCAUUGUGUGUCUCCUUUUCCCCUUACCAAACCCCCCUGUGUGUCUCUUCCCCUCAGCACAUUUGUGGGUCUCUUUCUCCCCAGCCCCUUUGUGUGGCUCUUCAUCCCCCAGCACUUCUGUGUGGCUCUUUUUCCCCUUCAACAGACCCCUUGUGUGUCUCUUCCCCCAGCACCUUUGUGUCUCUUACAUCCCCUAGCCCUUUUUUGUGAUGCUCUUCUCCCAGCAGUGUGUCUCAUUGCCCCCGGCCCCUUUGUGUGUCUUUUUGUCCCCUGCAGCCUCUUUACGUGUGUCUCUUUGUCCCUCCUAGUCCUUCUGUGCACCUUUUGUCCCCCCUCAGUCCUCUAUGUGUUUUGUUGCCCCCAUCCCUUUGUUGUUUCUCCUGUCCACACCUCCUCAUCUCUCUCCAUGUAGUGUGGCUAAGCCACGGUUGAGGAUUUUCUGUUUCCUCUACCCACGCUGACUGGAAGCUGUUCGGUGCUCUCAGUGAGCACUUCCUGUCAGACUAGCAGGAAUAGAGAGUUCUGUGCAGUGAGCUCCCCUCCCGUCAGUCACCUGGACAACAUGCCCCUUGGGUCAGUGCACCAUAGGCGGCUGCCCAAUUUGCCUAGCGAUCGCGCCUGUCCUGCCUCUGGUAUUGUGUACCCAGUGUAUUCCAAGACAAAGUGAUCUGCAGCUGCCAUAGGUCCUAACAACAACACUCCCUCACUACAGAUAAGGUAGCUCAGCCAGUCAGGGAGAUCUCUUUAUCUCUGCCAGCCUCUGGGGCUGCAGAAUGCUCCCAUCACUAGCUAGAGCUACAGGAAAAUGCUGGAUUUGUCUUACAGUAGCACCAUAGGUUUCCAGAAGUUGAAUGGAACUCCAUUAAGCAAUGCAUGUCUUACCCUAUUCUUGCACUUUACAUUGGUGGCAUACCCCAAUAUUGGGGGUAUGAAUGUGGGACUGAAGAUUGGCCAACAGGGGGCUGAUACCAAUAACACAGUGGUGGUAAGUACUGCAUGAAAAGGAGGCAUGGCAGUUUGGCAUGCAUGACAGAUUAAAAGAUAGCCAUUCUUGCCAGUGCCACCCAGAGUAGAAGUUAAAACGCCCUGCAAUGGGUUGCAUUUCCUGAGUAUUGUUUGCACAGGCUGAGUGCAUCUAAUGCCCUGGUGCUCUGCUUACUGGAGACUUUUCUCUGGUGUCCCAAAAAAUGGGACACCAAUGAACAGUGGGCCAAAAGCCUCAAAACAGUGGGCCAACAGCCCCAUGACUCACCCACUGAAUGUAGGACCAUUUAUAGGUACGUGGUAGCUUGACGUUUAAUUAAAUUUACCUAAACGAUUGCAGCAAACCUAUUGUUCUCACACUGCUGCUCAGAGUAUGAAGAAAUAGGAGAACACAUUUCCUCAGCUCCCACUGACUAAAAGGGCUUCCGGGUGACCCCAUUUAGUAUUAUUCUGUUAUAUAUUUUUAACCUGCUAGCACUUACUAGUAUACAUUUUCAUUUAUUUUGAGACUAAUUUAUGGGUCAGUUUAUGAUUUUGUUGGCCUUAUGCCAGAACUCUCUAAGGAGAACUUAAAUCCGUUUGCUUGGUUUGAUUUGUCUGGCUCCUAUUUCAGGCUGCGGAUUAUAAAUUUAGUGAACGCCAUCCAAAUAUUUGCCUCUUUUAUUAGUUACCUCAAUUAUUCUUUUCCAAAUCUGAAUUAACUAUAGUUAUAGACUUCAAAUUUAAACAUGCAAAUUCCCUGACUUUUGUGAAAAACUGUUUGUCACUUUUGCCUAAUAGUAAAAAGGUGUAGAUUUAUAAACGCAAACUGUACCUAAAAUUAAACAUGCAAAAGGCAUUUGUCAAAAGGCCCCACAGAAUGCAGAAAGUUAAAAUAUAACAAAACAUAGAUUGCAAAAACUAAAUCUGAAGUAAAUCAUGUCAGACGUAAAACAUGUAAUGUUUGAUAGUGGUGACCACUCAUAAUUAGUUUUGCCUGUAUUUGGAUUUAUUUACAGGGUUUAUUUACUUCCUGGUGUCAUUUUAUGAUCUUUUUCACAAUAAAUAAGCAACUACAAGGAUUGUUCCUGUUUAUUACUUUGGAGAUUCUAAAGAGUGCACUAUAAUCCUCAAUUCCAUUCAUCUGUACAUAAAAUUGACCUUGCAAGAGGCAUUUGUCAAAAGGCCCCACAGAAAGCAGAAGGUUAAAAAAAAUAGAGAUUUGCAGACCUACAUUCUAGACUGCUGCGCAAUGUUAGCUUAAAAUGCACCUCGUUAAAAAAAAAUAAAGAGAGAAGAAGAAAUACAGGAUGUGGCUGCAUAGAGGAAGUUUGAGUGUGCCCUGUGUAUAUCACAAUUAUUUGAGGCACAUCUGUCUGUCGGUUAUAGUAGAUCAGGUAUGCCGUUUGUCAUUUCAAUUACAUAACUGUCGGAAUAAAAAAUACAUGCUAUUAAAAAUGUGCUCCACCACUCAGAUAGGUAUUAAGCAGAUUGUCACACACCCAGGAUUAUUUCCUGAAACUCCAAGAGCUGUGAACUGUAGUAGUGAACUGAAAUCUAAAAAGCAAUUUUUUUUUUAAAAAUGGGAAUAGUUUGAGAACUUUGCCAGUGCACCUACAAACACAUGCUGGCUCUUUUACCCUAAAUGUUGCAAUCUGAAUUUGAAUUUGCUUCAAUUUGAGUUUAAUGAAUAACCCUGUUAGUGUAUGCAGUAAUCUGGCAUGUAACUGGGGUUCUCUAAAAUUAACUAGACUCCAAUGUUCUUUGGGCUUUAUCACUUGCAUGAUAGCUGCAGUUUUAAUAUUCAGUGAACAUGUAAACAUACAAGCUUACUGAACGUGAAACAUACAUUAAAUGUGUAGCACCCCUAUAGCUACCACAUCUACCAUAUUUUCCUGGACACAUAUUUUCACUUCUGCUGUUGGUCAAUGCAUGAAAAAUUCUGCCCUUCUGCCAGUGGCGUACACACAACCCAUGGGGCCCCGGUGCAAAACUGAUCCAUGGGCCCCUCCUCCUCCCUUUGUUAAAGCGCCCAGCGCUGACAAUCCACAUCCAUUGGUUGGCCCUAACAGCAUGGACCACCCGAUGGGCACCUUAACAUGCGGCCCCGGCUGUUUGCUGCCCGAGCCGGGCCGUAAAAGAUGACGGCGAGUACCCGGUCGCAGGAGUCUGCAGGGCGGACGGGCCCCCUGGAGUGACGGGCCCGGUCGCAACUGUGACCCCUGCGACCGCGGUAUGUACACCACUGCCUUCUGCCUAUAUGUACAUUGUACUAUAUAUGCAUUCAGCUGAUCGGUUAAUCAAGGAGGUAUAUCAAAUGAAUUGCCUGAUAACUUAGUUGAUUGUCUUUUUUUCUCAUCAGUAUGCAUGUGACAUUCUACAGGGGGCUAGGUACCCCCUAAAUGUAACUUUGAACAGUGAGGGGUGGUGGUUAUUCAUUUCGUCAUUUUCAUCAUAAUGAUAUGUUGGGAGAGGAGCAGUAGUGACAGAAUUAUGCUGGGAAGAAUGGAGUAUUAAAUAAUGAUAGCUGCAAAUAGCUGUUGCCUUGGACACUAUCCCUCACUAUUAACAGACAUGUAUGUCCCAGUGCUGCCUUGGGUCAGCGUCCCAACACUGCGCAGUGAAAGUCAGUUUAGCGCAGUUUGAAUCACCAACAGGCUUUGAACCCAUGAACUGCCUGUUUGUGAUCUAUCAAGUAACUCAUGAUGUAAGUACUUACUAUCAGGCUACAUCACGGCUUUUAGGGACUAUUCAAGAUGGCUAUUUUCUGAUCAGUUCUGAUCUUAACAAAAUGGGACAGCCUGCGACUUUCUUUUUCUUACAGUUAUUUUUAAUCUUUUGGUUGACACCUUUUGCUCAUUACAGAUUACUUGUGAAUAGCAUGGCGGAGAAUUGUACCACUGUAAUAUAAUUUUACAUUGCCUACAGAAAAAGUCUAAAACUAUAACCGUGCUUGCGUUAUUCUUGUCAAAGGAUGUUAAUACCUCUCCUACAUUGUGAUAGCAGAUGUAUCACCUUAAACACAACAUAUUGACACAUGAAGGAAGACUGGAGAGCUGAGCAGUAUCCUCUGAAAGCAUUGUGGUUAAUUCUUUUACAUACUGCUGUUUUUGUCUGAAUUGUUUCACAGGAAGCAGGAAACUUGCAGCUAAAGGGAAACCAGCAUAUUACAGCCAAAAGCUCAUUAGAUAGAUCUUCAUCAACCAGCGAGACAUCACUCACGGCAACUGCUGAGCAAGAAAAGCUUUCACCUGCAGGUAUGUCAGUAAACCGCCCCACCUCAUCCAGCAACAUUUAGGGUGCAUACAUAUGUCAUUCCGGGUGCAGCUCCCAUUACCUUCAUUCUGCGCAGGCUGGCUGAGGUUUGAGUGAGUUAUAGCAGUGUCUAAGGUUUCCUUUGUUAACGAUUUGAGAUUCAGCUUUUUCCAGUGAUGUGUUUCCGUUUGUAUAUGUAACUACCAUUUGUGUGCCUGUUUGGAUGCGUAUAUAUAAAAACAGGGCAUUAAAUUUGAAGCCCUACCCUUGGGGUAGGCAACCUUUGGCACUUCAGAUGUUGUGGACUACAUCGCCCAUAAUGCUCUUACAGUCAAAAUGAUAGCAAAGCAUCAGGGUGGAUGCAGUCCACAACAUCUGUAAUGCCAAAGGUUGCAUACCUCCUGCCCUACCCUAACAGCCAGUAUCUAAAAAUUACUUGCCACAGCAAGCCUGGAGAUUCCACUGAGAAUAUUUGCUAGGAGUUUCUACUUGCCAGGGCUAUAUUUUCACUCGCCAAUGGCUAGUGAUGAGUGGAAAUGUUGAGCCCUGCUAAAUAUAUAUAUAUACAUUGCACGCAAACUGUAUUCCAUACCAUAUCCUACUGUUUUCUGUGUGUAUGUCUAAUAAGUAUUGCAGUAUAUAUUGAUGCAUUAUAUCAUUGUCACUCACAUGCUGUGAACUCCACUAUCAGCUCCUGAGGACAGCAGUUCGAUGUAUCCUGUGCACUUGGUAGUAGUACAUUUUUUUAAAAAGAAAUUCUCUUUCUGUGAAAUGUGUCGCUCCAGGAAUAUUUCUUGUUAAUUACUCAAUGUCAUUAUGAAAGUUUUAUUUGUUUCCAAAACAAACAACAAAUCAUUAACACGUACAAACCAAAGAGGUCUCUCUUGGCUGCAAUUGACCCAUUUUUCUUUUUUUUAAAAUGCAUUGUGUAGAUAUUGCUUUAAACAACAUGAAAAAACAAAAACAAAUCCAAAAUAAUAAAAUCUAACAAAGAGAUAUUCAUUGUACACACAACUAAAGCUUAUGCAGGGUGGGCCAUAAUUCAGAGCAGGGUUUGAGGAGUCAAUAACUUUUCUAUUAAUGAACCAAUGUCAAUGAAGUGUUUGAGGAGGCAGGAGGAAGGCAGGACUAGAGGUCCAAUGGUGCAAUAGUAGAACACUCAUGGAUCUCUGAGAAUGGCAAAACUAGUGUGAGGGGUGGAAGCUAGGUAAACCUAUAAGAGCUCCAAAAACAUAUACAUAUAUAAUGUAUCUUUGUGAUAAAUGUUAUGGUUACUGGUUUAGGAGAUGUUUUAGGGAAAGUUGAACCAGGAAUGACAGGCUCACCUUAACAUUCCUUCUUUUUGUGCAAAGCCACGUCAUCAUCAUGCUUGACAUUAAUUAUCUUUGCCAGUCAGGAACUUUUCAAUCAGGUCUAUGCAAUAUGAAUUGUUAGACAUGUUUACUUCAGCACUGAAAGAGUUAAACAAUAGUGUGAAAGCUAGCUGUUUAACUCUCGUUGCUGUGGUUUACAAAUCUGACGGUCACAAGAUAUAAGAUCACCUAUUCCGUAUGAAUCUGUCAAACUACUUGUUUAUAUUCACAUUAUCUAGUUGGAGUACUUGACUAAAAUAUUUCAAGGCCUUCUGCAUACAGCCUCAGUUUUGUCCAGAAAAGGAGUUUAACUCAUAAAUGUAUAACUUAUGACAGCAGUUAACAGACAUAUAGCAUCCCAGAAACCUUUGCUGUGCUUUCAGAUGACAGAGGAGGAGGGCUAAGAUUUAAGAUGCUGCUAAUCAUUUUGUAAAAAAAAAAAAAAAAUUAUCAUAUCAUUACCUUAAAAUAAAAUGACUAUUUCCAUGAUUAUCUAUGUAGUAGAUAUAUUGCCUUUAUCAUUUUAAAACAUUUUUAUUCUUAGCUCCAAAAUUGUCUGGAGUGCUGUUCGAUGGAAUUCCGUAAUAUGCAACUACAGCAGCUUGUUGAUCUAAAUAGUUUGUUUUGUCUGUCAAAUAUGUCAGAUGGUAAUAAUAAAUGCCCCAUGGGACUAAAUAUAAUGCAGUUAAUAGACCUAUUGUUCUUUGUGUUCCAUAGGAAAUCCAAUUCAAUCACAACACAGGCCAUUGCUUAGAAGACAAGCGCAUAUCGACUAUAGCUUUGAUCCAACAGUAGAAGAUCCGUGGGUCCGAAUCUCUGAUUGUAUUAAAAAUUUAUUCAGUCCAACUAUUAACGAAGACCGUGCUCUUAUGGAUCUUGAAGGGGGACUAAGUUUAGGGGAUCACAAAAAUGCUCAUUCCCCUACUGAGCAUGUCAGACCACCAUCUGAAUGUGAGGAACCUGGUUCCCAAAUAUGUAGACCAGAUGAAACAAUCAGCUUUAAAAAGGGCCCUCCGGUAGCACCAAAGCCAGCAUGGUUCCGCCAGAGUUUAAAGUCCUCUAAGAAUUCAGAUAGAAAAUCAACUGAAAGCUCUUUCCUGACUAAGCCCAAAGACCCAAAUAAUAGCUUCAAGUUAUCAAACAGUUCCAAUAGGACAUCAAUAAAACAGAAGAUCAGCUCUUUUGAAACAUUCAGCACACCACAUUUUGUUGGCAAAGGAAAUGAUAAGCCUCAUGUCAAACCCCAAGUGCAGCAAGGAAAACCCGCACACACAAACGAAGUAGAAUGUGUUACGGUUUGUUUUAACAAAAUUAAUGUGAGCACUGUUGAAAAUAAAGUGCUAGAUAAACUUGAACCAAAAAUAGAUGUUCCUAAGGUUCAUGAGAAAAAUGACCCAAUACUAUCUCACUCCCCACCAAAAAACAAUAUUCCGAGUGCAAGAAGAAGCAGCAGUACCGGUAAUGAACCACAGUUUUACAUUCCAUGUACUGAACUGACUGAGCCUAUACCAUACAAGGCCCCCAGUCUGAGAUCUAGGAGCUUCCCAUUGACCAAGUCCUCAUCAAUCGAUGCUACAACAAUGAGUGAAAAUUGCAGCAAGAUUUAUUCCAUCAGCAACCAGGUGUCUUCAGCUUUGAUGAAGUCCUUGCUAUGUUUUCCUCCGCCGUCUCCUCAGUCUUCGGUCACUGAUCCAUGGCAACAUGACACAGACGAGAGUCAGUAUAGCUCAUCAAAUGAGAAUCACCAUUUAGACUCAGGAUUCUCUGUAAAGUAAGUAGGCUGUAGAUGUGUGGAAGAGAUUUAAAAAUCUGACUUUGUCUAUAAAAUUUACUGAAAAUGUAUACUAGAUUAAAUGCAGUACUGUACAACAGACCAUAUACAUCUAAGCCAGUGGUUAUUAACACCUGGGUGGAAACCUAAAUUUGGCUCACCAAGCUAUUUUACUGGGUCCCCAGCCCAGGGGUAUAAACAGACACAUCAGAUUUAUCUCUACUACAUAGAACGUCCCAUAAUACUCUAGUUACUGUGGCACCACUGCCUUCCUACAGAGUUGCAAGUUCAUUUUUUACAACUGAAGAAUGGGUAGCCAUGCUAACGCUAUGUACCUAUUUAAGUCCCUAUCAUAAAUGGAUCAGUGAUGUAAGAAGCACAGAGGAGUUAUUUACAUACCAAAUAUUAUACCAAGAAGUAUACAUUGUGAUUUUUAUUUUCUGGUACAAAAGGAGACAUAUAUGCUACUAUUCUUAAUGAGUUGUUCCACAUAUAAUAGACAUGAACAAUACAGUUAUAAAUCAACAAUGAGUGCAGCUGCUUUUUGGUUUAAGAUAGAUGGGUGAAGCUAUUUUCAGGCACUUCAAAACUGGUAGAGGGUUAACUGCAGAAUAUGCAGUGAUCAGCAGAAACUCUGCAUAAUAUUAUUUGUGCAAAAUUCACACACAUUACAUCAUCUUCCUUAUAGUGAUUGCCUGGAAUUUAUCAGUUUGUCCUAGAAUUAUGACACUUUUGACUUUUGUGAUACAUAUUUAUUUAUAUUUAAAAUAUAUUGCAGCAGGAAUUGUAACAGAGUACAGAAAUGCACACUGAAUUGAGUGUACUUAGUGAACUUCAAGUAUUUUACUACCAACAGUGUGUAUACAUACUGUAUCAUUGGCUUUGUUAUGCAUUUUUUAUAUAUAAAUAUAUAUAUAUAAAACUAAAAAUCUAAUUUACACCUCAUUUACAUUGAUCUAAAUGUUAGUGUUGGUUCUUACGCAGCUGAGAAAUGAAUUUCUUCCAGAAAGACUGUAAAUGAUGGCAGUUCUCCCCUUUUUACAAGAGCCCGUAUGACUCAUUGUGUACAAGCCUUCUGAACAAUGUCCAUAAUAUUAGCCAGUCAUCUGUAAUUAUUGUAUUUAACAUUAGACGAUCAUAAUGUUUGAUUUCCAAAUAAAUUCACCAAUUUAAUUAAAAUUACCCCAAAGCAGAUUUUGCUGCAAUGUUUUAAUUUCUAGUAAGUUCUGGUCAGGUUGGUGUGUCAUAUGGUCAUUUUUCAGAAACCUGAAGGAGUAUUUCAAAAUGUUAUUCACAAUACAAUUUAGAAAUAAUUAGAUGAGUUAUUCAUGUGUUUAAUAAUAAUAUAUCAUAAUAAUAUUACACAUGAAUUUACCUCUGUCUAAGUAGUAAAGAGGUUAAAGUGAAAAUACACUGGAAGGGUAUCUCAAGCUAACAUGUGCUUUAAACAAAGUGUCCUUAGCCUGUAAACACAUUAUCCAUGUACAUACUUGCUAUCUCUGAUUAUUUAUUAAUACAAAGUUGCUGAAUAAUUAAUAAACAAAAUACAUUCUCUGAUUUAUCUUGAUUUAAGUAGCAAAGCUGAAUUUUCCUAAUAUUUAUUAAGAAUAGAAAUAUCCAAAUGAGAAGUAUAGGAAAAGAGCACAACUUUCAACAAUAUCUGUAUUUGCUGAAUAAACAAUUUGCCUCUACUUGUAAAUAACAGUAGUGUUAUACAAUAGGAAGCUUGGAUUUCAUUUAAAAUAUUGCACACAUAGCUUGCUAAGCAGCGAGGAAACAGAUAUGCAAUGUGCUCCCCUAUUGCUUCAGGUCAUCAGUAAUGUAGGGGGUGGGCGCGAAGUGCAGACACCCAGCUAUCAAUUUGACUGAAGUAGAAAGCAUGAGUACUCCUUUUUUCAGUUCUCUUCUCUGUAAAGAGACGAAAUAAGAUCCCACUGGGUCUAGGCACCUACCUUCAUUCAUUUUCUCUUUUCAUUCUUUGCAUAGGGAUGGUUAAUGGAGCCAAGCAAAUUCAUGGCUCUGGGGCCCCUGUGUAACCUGUGGCCCCUAAGCAGCCGUCUAGGGUCACCAUACGGUUAAUUUUGCUUUGGCACUGUAUUGUAUUUCAUUGGGUUGGACAUACAAAAUUAAUUGGCAUAUCUUAAAUGUGACACCCAUGACUUGGCAGUGGUAAGGGCAUUAACUUCACAUGUAUACUUUGAAGGCAAGUUUGCUAUUUUUUUUAUAGAUAAACAACUUGAACCAAAUGGAGAGUGUUUGGUUGGAAUUAUGGAAGUUUGCAAACAAUUCACCGUUAGUGAAGAAUAUCAGUCACAUUAAAAGUUAUUUUCUGUGUUUGUUUGUACUUUCCGUCUUUAUUAGCUGUUUUCCACACUUUUCCUCUUUACAAAAUGCAAGUUUAUAAGCAUAAACAAUAUAAUGCAAUAUAAUGCAACAAUUAAAGGCAAACCCCAAUUCGAAAUACAGGAAUGCUAGCAGGACAGAAAUGUUGUGUGUGUACCUUUUAGUGGAAGCUGAUUAAUGAUCUGUAAAUCUGUUUGGUCUGUAUGAGAUAUUGCAGAUGGAUUUCAGAUUGUUUAAAGUUUUUCUAUUACAAGUUUGAGGUUAUAAUUUGUAUUGUUUUUUUUUUUUACAUUAAAUCAUUUAGUAAUGAUUUCCUGGUGAGAAAACCUUGAUAGUCACAAGAGGUCUAGAAGUAUCAGUAGAUACUUGUUGGAAGAAGUUGAGAGUUGGCUAUCCCAUGUCUAGCAGGGACACAGAAAAACUACAUACCAUGGUGGAUUACUACUAACACCUUUAUCAUUUAGUUACCUAAUUUAUCUGACAAAACCUUAUGUAGGUUGUUGGGCACUUUUUAGUUUAUUUGUUUAUUUCAUUCUUCAUCUGUGUAUUAUUGUAGACAGUGGGAGCUCAGAUAUGAAAAUAUAUCUUAGGUGUCCCUAUAUGAAAUUUCACAUUGUCAUUCAAAUGCUACCAAAAAUUACCCUAUCCAUUUUAGAUCUUCAAGAAAGUUAUUAAUUUCUUCUUUUUCGCAAAAUGUGUUGAUUACACUUGGUGUAUUAAAUGUUAAAAUGUUUGCUUUUUUCUGUCCUGUAUUACAAAUGUUCUCACACUAUGAAUUUUCUUUACUUAAAGCCUCUCUGAAUUAAGAGGAUAUGGAUCAGGGAACACAGAGAAGAAGGAAGAAGAUGCAUCAGAAAAGUUGUCUUCAAUGUCCAUAGCAGCAACAUCUUCUGGUCAUAGUGGUCAGUCUGUCAUAUCAUUACUUCCACAGGAAGAGCUAACACGACUUGUAGAGGAUGUCAAAGAGCUGGAUGAAGAAACUCUCAAGGUCUGUAUUUUAUUUAAUAAAUUUUUUUACCAUAAGUGUAGGAGUCCCAGGAAAUCUAAAGUGAUGCCGGACAUUUUGUUCAAGGUAACUAUUAACAUCACCCCUCCACCUCAAAGAGUUAGUAAUUUCAGAUAUAUCAGUGCAGGCAGUCAUCUAGUUAAAUCCCUUGGAGGAGCUUAUCUUAGUUGGAGCAGCUUAUGAUCAGCAUACUAACUGGAGUUUCUCUUUUGUGUUACAUUGUAGAGAUAGGUAUUCUAUAGGAUAGCAUGGGGAUGUAAGGAGAGUCUUGUUUAAUAUGUUUUUCCCCUCUAGAGAAGUGAAUAAUACCACUACUAAAUUUACUCCUCUGGUUAGUAUUGAGGGUCUUACCAGGUGAACCAGAGGAUCUGUUCCUAAUGAGGAUCUGUUCCCUCAAACAGAUAUAGGUAUAUGUAUUGUUUAAAUUAGGGCAAAAAAAUCACAUGAGAAAUUGUACAACUGUGAGGGAAAAAAGUAUUUGAUCCCCUGCUGAUUUUGAACGUUUGCUCACUGACAAAGAAAUGAUCCGUCAAUAAAUUAAAUUUUAGGUGUAUUUUAACAGUGAGAGACAGAAUAACAAAAAAAUAAAUCCAGAAAAAAAGCAUGUCAAAAAAAUAUAAAUUGAUUUGAAUGUCAAUGAGUAAAAAAUAAGUAUUUGAUCCCCUAUCAAUCAGCAAGAUGUCUGGCACCCAGGUGUCUUUUAUACAGGUCAUGAGCUGAGAUUAGGAGCACUCUCUUAAACGAAAUGCUCCUAAUCUCAGCUUGUUACCUGUAUAAAAGACACCUGUCUACAGAAGCAAUCAAUCAGAUUCCAAACUCUCCACCAUGGCCAAGACCAAAGAGCUGUCCAAGGAUGUCAGGGACAGGAUUGUAGACCUACACAAGGCUGGAAUGGGCUGCAAGACCAUUGUCAAGCAGCUUGGUGAGAAGGUGACAACUGUUUGUGCGAUUAUUCGCAAAUGUAAGAAACACAACAUAACUGUCAGUUUCCCUUGGUCUGGUGCUCCAUGCAAGAUCUCACCUCAUGGAGUUUCAAUGGUCAUGAUAACGGUGAGGAAUCAGCCCAGAACUACACAGGAGGAUCUUGUUAUUGAUCUUAAGGCAGCUGGGACCAUAGUCACGAAGAAAACUAUUGGUAACACACUACGCCGUAAAGGACUGAAAUCCUGCAGAGCCCGCAAGGUCCCCCGUCCCCUGCUCAAAAAAGCAAAUGUACAUGCACGUCUGACGUUUGCCAAUGAACAUCUGAAUGAUUCAGAGGAGAACUGGGUGAAAGUGUUGUGGUCAGAUGAGACCAAAAUCGAGCUCUUUGGCAUCAACUCAACUCGCCGUGUUUGGAGGAGGAGGAAUGCUGCCUAUGACCCCAAGAACACCAUGCCCACCGUCAAACAAAGAGGUGGAAACAUUAUGCUUUGGGGGGUUUUUCUGCCAAGGGGACAGGACAACUGCACCACAUCAAAGGGACGAUGGACAGGGCCAUAUACCUUCAAAUCUUGGGUGAGAACCUCCUUUUCUCAGCCAGGGCAUUGAAAAUGGGUUGUGGAUGGGCAUUCCAGCAUGAGAAUGACCCAAAACACACAGGCAAGGCAACAAAGGAGUGGCUCAAAAAGAAGCACAUUACGGUCCUGAAAUGGCCUAGCCAGUCUCCAGACCUUAAUCCCAUAGAAAAUUUGUGGAGGGAGCUGAAGGUUCGAGUUGCCAAACAUCAACCUUGAAACCUUAAUGACUUGGAGAGGAUCUGCAAAGAAGAGUGUGACAAAAUCCCUCCUAUCUGUGUGCAAACCUGGUAGCCAAUUACAAGAAACGUCUGACCUCUGUGAUUGCCAACAAGGGUUUUACCACCAAAUACUAAGUCGAAUGGGUCUAAUACUUAUUUCACUCAUUGACAUGCAAAUCAAUUUACAACUUUUUUGACAUGCGUUUUUAUGUAUUCUGUAUUUCGUUAUUCUGUCUCUCACUGUUAAAAUACACCUAUCAUUAAAAAUAUAGACUGAUCAUGUCUUUGUCAGUCGGCAAACAUUCAAAAUCAGCAGGGGAUCAAAUACUUUUUCCCCUCACUGUACCAUAAUGAAGGCCCAAUGCGUCAAGUCAUUAUUUUAAAAUAUAGCAAAAGAUAUUCACAGACAUAGUACAUUUACAUUCCAUAACAGGUAAAUACUGUGUGUUAGUUGUUAUUUGUGAUUUUUGCAUUUUGUGACAAAUUAACACAAGGUGCAUUCUGUUAAAUAAACUACCUCAAACAAAUUUACUCUUUUAAAAAUCUAUAGGAUCUCAAAUUUAAUUAGAUGGCAUCUAUUGUCAUAUAAUAGAAAUUAAAUAUAAAAUUUUCCCAAAAAUUAUAAGUAUGGGAUAUCUUGGAACCAUGACGACGUCUUGCCCCCCCUUUUUUUCUCCCCCCACAAAAAUGACACAAACAGGGUCAUUUACUAAAGUGAGGCUUGUCAGGAAUUAGUGAAUUAGUAAAAUAGCUGAAUUAGAAAAACGCUCCAAGUCAUCAGUGCUUCCACUUAACCUAUUUUGCCAUAAAGUUGAAAGUCAAAGUAAACUUGGAAUUCCUGGCAAAUUCUCACUUUAUCGAAUAACCAUGAAAAUAAAUUAGAAUAAUCACUGCAUUCUUUUGGUCCUUAUUUAUUUAUUUUUAUAAUUGUAAACUUAGCAUAUGUAUCGUCUAUUAAUUAAACCUUGAAAGGUGUAAUUAAUUAAAAUCACACAUUUCCCUGGAAUUUGUUUGUGUUUAAUGAGAUUUAAAUUGUUUUAAUAAUCUGGACAUGUGUGACCUUUCGUAUGUUUUAAUUAAGAACUCACAAAAUAGUAACACAUUGUGAGGUGUUGUCUGGACAUCCAUUUACAAACCAGCACCAACAGCAUUCAAGUUGUCUCUACUGCCUUUUGGUCUUCGUGCAUUAGUUUUGGAAUCACCUGUAUGAAUGUAUAAAUCAUUAAGUAGUGAGUGCGUGUUAUCAUGAGGUUAAAAGUCAAUUAGUGGUGUCUCGACCCAAACAGUCCUGUUAUUGUACUGUUCAACCAGCUAAUAAAAUUCUACUUCCUGUUCAGCAAUUUGAUGACAUUCACGUGGUUGUCCUGCACAAGGAGGAAGGGACCGGCCUGGGAUUUAGUCUUGCUGGAGGUCAAGACUUGGAGAACAAGGCUAUCUCUGUAUGUACUAACCUGUAGCAAAUAUUUUAUUUUUUUUGCUGAUUAUGCCUUUAGCCUUAAACAGUUGAUUACAUAGCUUAAGAAGUUUGAGAUUCUCAAAUAAAUUUGCCAGAUGAACACUUUACUAAGGAACCCAGUCAAAAUAUUUGUAUCUGUGUUGAAUAAGAUAAUAUAUUCUCCUGAAAUAUACAUAAUUUAUCAGUUGUUUCUCUCAUUUAAAGGACAAUCUAAUAUCCUUACCCCAAAACACAUUUAAUUAUUGGUAAUGGUAAAUAUUACAUAUUUAUAUAGUUAAUACAAUGUUAAACAAAAAUCUGCACACCAGUCAAGCCAUAAGACUUGCUUUUCCCACAAAAGUCACAAAUCUGCAGUGAUGUUACAACCGCAAAGGAUUCUGGGUGGCCAUAUGCAAAUUAGUUUAACAAACAAUCACAUUUUUGCCUUAUUCCAUUUUAAAAAUGGAUUCCUCAGAGUCUGUGUUUGCUGUAUAGAACAGCUUGAAACACAACUUAGGAAAAGAUGCAAAGCCAGUGAACCACUCAUGGACAGCUGUGUCAUUGUUAAUGCAAAUCAUCAGCAUGAGGCUGGUUACUGGUUUGCUAUUGAGGCUUGGUAGUGCUUAGGAAGCAAAAACCAAAAAAGUUAUGGUGGGGAAAAAAAUGUGAUUGAAAACCCCUUCCAUCUGAAGUCUGUGGAUAGUUAAUACAUUGUUAAACAAAAAUCUGCACACCAGUCAAGCCAUAUAUAUAUACACACACACCAAUUAUAGCAUAUUAUAUUACAGCGUAUACAGCAUUUAAUGCAAUAUCUGAAUAAUUAAUAUUUAUGUUAAGCCAUCACUGUGUCAAUGCACUGUAUUUGGUAUUGAUCAUGAUUAAUUUUAAAAUGUGUUGGCUCACUCAAGACUGUAAAUGUAGAUUAAAUGGAUUCACUAUGAGUCAGCCAAUAAUUAACAGCAUAUUUAUAAAACUGUGUGUUUGUAAAAUCAAAGUGACUCUGUUAUCAUGUUCAUCCAGUGGAUCCUCACCUGCCAGGAGCUAUCGUCAGUGCUGUAUUCUUGUGCAUACGCGAGAAUACAACACUGAGGUCUAUGGUUGGUUUGGGAGUCUGUGGGAGCCUCCACAGGCAAUGCCUUUUUCCUCCCAGCAGUCACUAGUGACAGCUGGUGGAAAUUACAAAAUUUAUGGUGGCAGCUUUGCCUUUUUGGCAAGUUCUGUCAGGUGUACGGAAUAUACAUAAAACAAAGUAGUCCCUACUUAUUCUUAUGAUAUCUUUGACUGUGUUGGAAUUCCAGUAAAAUUCAAACACAGCCAAAACAGCAGCACCUCAUCUUGAUGUCAGUGAUAUUUUCAUUAUACAGUGAGUUGUGGUGAAUAAACCAGCUAGUGGUCUAUUCAUUAUACUGUGAGUUGUGAAAUUUGGACAAUCAACUCGGCUCUUUCACUAAAUAUUGCAACUUGGUAGUCAAUUUAUCACAAGUAUAGUGACUAGAGUAUAGCGAAUAGACCUAACGUUAGCUGGUUUAUUCACCACAGCUCUCUGUUUAGAAAAUGGAACACAAUUUGGUUUAUCCACCAUCACUCACGAAUAGACCACUAACAAAUAUGACACUAGGUGAGAAAAUAUAUAAAAAGUACAGGAUGCAACAAAAAAACUUGCAAAAAAAUAUAAUGCACAGAAUAGUGAUGUCCCGAACGGUUCGCCACGAACGGUUCGCUACGGACUCAUCAUUGAGUAAACUUUGACCCUGUACCUCACAGUCAGCAGACACAUUCCAGCCAAUCAGCAUCAGACCCUCCCUCCCAGACCCUCCCACCUCCUGGACAGCUCACUAAAAAUGCAGCUUCACAAUGAAUGUAAAAUGGAUGCUAUCCAGGAGGUGGGAGGGUCUGGGAGGGAGGGUCUGCUGCUGAUUCGGGACAUCAAUAGCACAGAAUAAUAUACAUGUAUCAAGGGGAGGCUGUUUUUUGCAGAAAGCUCUGAACUGGUUUGCUUGAUCCUACUAUAGGAAUAAAUAAAUACCUUUAUGCCAGUAAAGUAGACAUAUGGCCAUGGCAUAUAAGGGUGAGUAUAAAGAUCACCACUGACGCAUUUCAUACUUCCUCAGUGGCACAGAAUGAGUCAGUGGUGAUCCAUAUACUCCCCCUGUAUAUACUGACUGUGUAUCUGGUUUAUUUGAAUAAAUGUAUUUAUUUAGUAUUUAUUUAUCCUUAUCGUUGGAUUGAGACGGCUUUCUUCUAUAUUGAAGAGAUCAGCCAAUGCAGUUCUUCCCUGGUUUAUUCACCACAAUAGGCGAAUAGGUGUAUAGGUCACUAGCCAAUUUUCAUUCAGCUCAAAACAGCACACUUUGAAGAGUAUAAUAUCCUAUAACUUUUUUUGGGUGAUAUGUUUGUAUAACACUGCAUGUAUAAAGAUAGCUCAAUAUAUGUUUAGGUGUGAAUUAAAAUUAUCACAAACGGCACUUAUUACUCUUACAUUGUGACUCAAGGAUAGAGAUAAUUCAAAAGUAGGUUGUCAAAUAAUGCAAACUCAGAAUGCUCAAAAUGAAAGUAAAAAUUUGACUAGCAUUUUUUUUGUGCAGUUGCCAUACCCACUGACUAUUUUUUGUGGUGCAAUGUUUAUAAGUACACUAUAAAUACAUUAUUUUGAAUUGGCACAAUGACGUUAUUAACUAUAUCAGAAAAAGAUUAAGAUCCCAUGGGGACCUAGGCAGGUUACCAAUUUGGGCCCACCCCUUCAUUCUUCACAUAAGGAUGGUUAGUGGGACCACAUUUUUGGUUCUAGGGCUCCUGUCUAACCCCUGAACAUUAGGUUGCUGUCUAGGUUCCUUCUUGGUUAAUCCUGUUCUGAACUCUUUAUCCCCUCUGUAUUUUUUAUUACAUAUAACAUAUUAACUUUGCAUGCACGUGUUGCAAAUACUUUUUUUUUAGGUGCACAGGGUGUUCCCAAAUGGUCUGACUGCACAGGAAGGAACAAUUCAGAAAGGUGAUAAAGUCUUGUCCAUCAAUGGGAAGUCUCUGAAGGGCGUGACGCACAAUGAUGCGCUGGCAAUUCUUCGUCAGGCUCGUCAUCCUAAACAAGCGGUUAUUGUUGUAAAGAAAGAAAAAGAAGGAGGACAAAGUUUGGAUUCAUCAGAAAACAGUAUUCUGACUGAUAAUCUCUUGGCAUCAAGUAAGCAAUAAGCGUGUACUUGUUGAUUACUGAAGACGUCAGAGCAGUGAUGGAAGACAAUAUUACGAGGAAGUUUAGUUAAGUGACAGUUAUGACUUGAGCAGAAGAUUUUGUUUUAAAAUACAGUCUACAUGGACCACUUCCUUCCCAGCCCCAUCUAUAGAUACAGCUUAACUCCUGCUUUGCAUAGUAAAUAAUAACAAAUAGUUAUAAAGCCCCUAUUCACAUUUCCCAUUACUCCAACCCAUCUGCUCAUUUUGCAUUGGAAAAAGGUUCACUGGCAUUAUCUCCAUCUACAUCUCUGCAGAGGAACUGAAACCUACACGUUAGAGAAACAUUGGUAGAUUAGACAAGAUAAAUAUGUUAUCUAUACAGCCACUUGGUUUUACAGAUCUCACAUAUAUGUGCACCUCAUGUUUCCUCCUUUCUUUUGUACUGUCUCCUUUUAAUCUCUUGUACUCUACUUCUUUAUGGACAUGCAGCAUGACAUCCCAACUUUUUUUUCAAUUAGCCUGUUUCUGUUUUCACUCUUGGAACUGGAUGUUAUGCAAUUGGAUACUUGUCUUUUUUUCUUUGCCUUCCUGUGUAAAAUAUUGCAUAAUUGGAAUACAAAUGUAUCUUGUUCAAAAAAGAAGCAACUGUACUUAUACAUUAUAUAUAUUUUGCAAGUCAGCCUACUUUUGCCCCAGAACAGUGAAUUUGCACCGCUUUUUUGAGUUUCCACCAUAUAUAUAUUUUUUUAUUUUUUCUAUUAUAGAUUCGGAUGAUUCUGGGGAGGUAAUUGCAGUCACGCUUGAAAAGUCUUUGGCUGGUUUAGGAUUCAGCUUGGAUGGAGGAAAGGGCUCGGUUCAUGGAGACAAACCAAUAGUCAUCAAUAGAAUCUUUAAAGGUUUGUUUGGGUGAAUUGUGAUAAAAAACUAACAUUUUCAAACACUGAUUAAGAUUACAUUAGUGACCCUCCAACUCUGUCUUCAAUCAAGGCAAUACAAAUAGUUUUUUGUUUUACUAUUAUCUCAGGUUUGUAACAGGAAACAUAUAACUUGGUGUAUGUCUUCUGUAAUGUAUAAUGUUUUUUGUUUAUGCAGGUUAGUAUUUUAUGUAAACUGUUUGCUUUUUUAAUAUAAUUUAGUAUUUGUGUAUUUUCUAGCUAUAAUUGUAUGAGAUUGGGCCUUGUUUUGAAGGGAAACUAUAGUCACCAAAACAACUUUAGCUUAAUGAAGCAGUUUUGGUGUAUAGAUCAUGUCCCCGCAGUCUCACUGCUCAAUUCUCUUCCAUUUAGGUAGAUACAUCUGUUUAUGCAGCCCUAGUCACACCUCUCUGCAUGUGACUUACACAGCCUUCCUAAACACUUCCUGUAGAAAGUCAUCUAAUUUUUACACUUCCUUUAUUGCAAACUCUGUUCAAUUUAAAAAAAAUGUAUCUCCUACUCUGUUAAUAGCUUGCUAGACCAUGCAGGAGUCUCCUGUAUGUAAUUAAAGUUCAAUUCAUAAGGAAGGUGAUAAAUACUUCUAAAGUAAAUAGCAUCUGAUUGAAAGUGAAAACCUCCUUUUUCAUGCAGGCUCUGUCAAUCAUAGCCAGUGGAGGUGUGGGUAAGGUUGCAUAAACAGAAACAAAGGUUAUUUAACUCCUUAAUAGCAGAGAAUUGAGCAGUGAAACUCCAGGGGUAUGAUCUAUACCCUUAAACUAUUUCAAUAAGCUAAACUUGUUUUGGUGACUAUAGUGUUCCUUUAAUUAUAAUUACCUCCCUUGAUUUAUUUUUUUCUUAUCUCAGAAGGGUUAAUUGGCUUUGUGUAGCUCAAAAAAGUCGCUUCUAAUCUUAGUAAAUAAAUUAUUUACCAGAAAUAAAGAGAAUCUGUAAGAUAUAGAAUCUCUGGUAUAAAUGACAUAUCUAUAAAAAUUAAACUAGGAACUAUUAGUUAGAUUAAAGAGGUCCAUCUUCCUUCUGCAGGCGUAUUGCCCACUAAGAUGAUUAAAUCACGGAAUAAGUGAUUUUUUUUUUAGAUGUUCUAAUAAAGAGAUUAAUAUUACUGUAUCUACAAAAUUCACAUAUAUACAAUACAAUCAAUGAAUCUAUAUUGCACCGAAUAAAUGUAUCCAGCGUUUAGAGAACACUUAAAGUGUAAUACAAACUCAAUUUUAGAAAUGUGAAUAAACUUAAGGAAGCAUCAGGAAAUGAGGGCUUUGUUUGGCAGAUUACAGUCUUUAUAUACAAUAUGUAAUGUGCAUACAUAAAUAUAAAUUGUUAUGCUGCCAAAUAUGUUUAAAUUACAUCUCAAACUACUUAGUGAGCAUAGAAACCAAAUACAAAUGUUGAGAAGUGAUAUGUUUUAUUUCUCUAGAAGUAACACAUGAGGGCAGUAGUGUGCUGGCCAUACAGAGUGCAAAUCUCCACAUCCAAUGUUUGUGAGGAAAGCUUAUUUGCCUGCUCAAAGGCAUACGUGUAAGACACGCACAUGUAAAGAGGACAAUAUUAUAAGAACAGAACACUAUAUGGCAACAUUAAUCUUGGCAGUCAGUACGCAGAUUGGGCACCAGGCCAAAAACAUAUGUGGCAUACUCACAAGGCAGGCAAUAUCAUACGGCUACAUUUGCUCAACACGCACCCACAUAUACAACCCCCACACACUUACACACAACUCCCGUUAAACACAUGCAGCUAUGCCUACCUUUCCUCACACACAUGCAUCCCUCCAACACAUACAUGCAGCCCUCACUUGCUGUCAAACACUCAAUUUCCAUCCAACACAUGCAGCCUUCCCCCACAAUUCCACAAAUUUUGCACUGUGCAUUCUACAAUAAAAUUCACUUUUUCUUCUGCAGGUGUGUCAGAAAAGAACAAUGCUGUGCAGUCUGGGGAUGAAUUACUGCAGUUGGGAAACAUCACUUUGCAAGGUCUAACAAGGUUUGAAGCGUGGACGGCCAUCAAGACCUUACCCAACGGUCCUGUCCAGGCCAUUAUUAGGAGAAGUGGCACUGAUUUCUAGUAUGAGGGACUGAUGGACAACACGUGACCAAAAUUAACAAGUGAAUUCAGUACUAUCACUGAUUCUUGCUACUGCUACACGCAUAGGCAGAUCUGCUUUGACCUUGGCGAACGACUUUGUGAUGAUGACACUCCAAAUCUUUGUGAACUAUAUGUCCCAUUGUUCUGAGGCCUCCUAAUGGCUGGCUGAGCAUGAGGGCAAAUGUAGUUUAUGAUCACCUGGUGUUCCAAAGUUAGCUAUGGCUGCCCAAUUUUGGUCUAAUGGUGAUUUUGUAAUAACCUGGUAACAGUUUAUCUCCCUGUCUAUACAUAGAAGUAAAUAACUUCAUGGAAGCUCAAACUCACUGACAUCGUAUAUAGUGCCGGUAUGUCCCUGGCAUAUUAAAAAAAAGCCUUACCAAUAAAAUGAAUGUAAUUUGUGCCAUUUGAACAAUGAAUAGGAAGACUUAUAUAAACCUGGGAAUAAGUAAAUCAACAGACACUUUGUGCAUGAUGGUAUUCUCCAAAUAGACUUUAUAUGUACACAUAUACCCUUUGUGUCACUAUACCCCACUCACUCUAGAAUGAGCAGAGCCCUCCACCUGUCUGUUCCUGUACAUCCAGUUGUCUGGUUACAAUUACAUGUCUGUUAGUCCACCCAUUGUACAGCACUACGGAAUCUGAUGGCGCUAUAUAAAUAAUAAAAUAAUAAAUAAAUAAUAAAAUAAUAAUAAUACAGGAAACAUAAAGAUCACUCUCUCUACAUACAGUAUAUAAAAACAAAAAAGUUAAGUGCUAUCUUUAAAGUGCUUUAAAGGUAUAUACACUGAACUACUGCAGCAACAGUGCACGAUAAGUGGUAUUUUAUUGGCACCAAAAGCACUGCACUAAAGAUAGCGCUGCACUUUUUAGUAUUUUUAUGUUGAUUGUUUGGGAAUGUUAAGAGGAAUUGCAUACUGACGUGUGACAGCAGCUGAUGUAUAAUCUUUUAUUGUUAUUAUUAUAGUCUGUGUUAGGGGAUAUCUACUAAAUAGCGCUUUUGUACUGUGCAGUCACCGUGUUGUUACUAUACAUUCAGUAUAACAUACAAUAUACAGUAUGCAUUAGAAACACGUUCAGAGACACAUACAUCCAAAAAUAGCAAAGCAAGAAAUAAAUAGACAUCUAGGUUUAAAUCAAGGAAGCUGAGUUGUUGAAAUUUCCAUGUUUCAGGUUUUAUCUGAAGGCCACUAAAAUUAAUAUUUUCAAGUUGGGUAAAUAAAACCCAUAAAUUCAUGACAUAAUUGGAACAUUUCAACAUAUUAAUCUUGGCAUAUCUAGAUUUGUAUUUUAAAAAUCAUCUUCUCCCCUUGUGAUCUGACUCGUAAUGGUUUUUCUACAUACCUUCCUAUGGAUACUUAAAAAAUAUUUUAGUUCAUAUAUCCCAUCUGGUGUAAUAUAUAGAUAUGUCAAACUAUGUGCAACAAAUAUAAUUAGAUGUAUUUCCAUUUCUAUGCUGUGAUCAUGUUAUUUGUUGGACUUAUGUGGCCUUUUACGUUUUAGUAUCUGUUUUAAUAUACUGUUCCACACACACAUAAGAAAUCAAUGUGUUAAAUGCAAUUUUGCAUAUAAUGUUUUUGCAGAUUGAAUUAUCUGUAGAUAUGAUCACAGUAAUCAGAAUUGCUUGAAAUAUAUAUGAGAACAGCAUAUCUCUUUUCAUUGUGUAACAGUAACAAUGACCAGAUUUAUACAGUAUAUAUAUAUAUAGUUGAACUCAGGGCAAUCUUAGAUUCCCACAAAUGGAACGUAGAGAAGUAACCAUUCAACCAGCAACUGUGGGCUGUUUUCUGCUGGUUAGCCAUUGAAUUCAUUGAAGUAAUAUAAGACUUGGACCAGGAGACCCAAGCAUCUAUAUUUCAAUAUAUAUCCAACUGAUCUUACUUAGGUCUGAUCCAAUGAGGUAUAUUAGAAUGUUCUCUCCUAAACGUAAACCUUCUUUCCCAUGCUUGACCUAGCAAACAUGAGGAUACUUUUUUUAAAAGUGCAUGGAUUUACUAUUUGGAGCUGAUCUUAAUGUAUUAUUCCUUAAAAUGUAAGGAAGAUGAGAAGCUGAUGUAGUUAGUGAAACCAUUUCAUUCUUUUAGUUAAAAAUCCAUAUAUAUGAACUAAUUUCACCUACAAAAUUAAAAGUAAAAUAGUAAAUGUAUAAUAGGGACAUGAAGUCGUUAUUUUUAUCUGUAAAUUGCCUACAUUGAAACACAUAGGGCCCCUACAUGUAUUUAUACCUGGAACCAUUUGUGAUUCAGUGGACGAAUAUAUCUUCCUACCAAGGACAAGUUGACAAAUUUCAUACCAUAUAAUAGUUUCAUAUGCUUUAUAAACGCCAACAAGCCAUUGUUUACUAUUAGAAUGGGUUUAUAUUUCUCAUUCCAGGUGGCCAUAUGUGUUACUGCAGUUAAAAAGAACAGCUCUGCUGCUUUGCAGUGUUUGUGGUGGAUAGUUAAUGUUUAUGAUUGGUGGUCCAAAAGGUAAAUGGUUAGUGUGAAUAGUUAGACCUGUCCAAAUGGGACGUAGGAUUGUCUUUAAAUUAGGCUCAGCUAAGAGAACAAUAGAUACGACUUAACAUUUAUCUUUCCCACAUAAGAAAAUGGUAAUACCACAAAGGCUCAAUAACUAAUUGUCAUAGACAUCAAGAAAGUAACGAGGUAUGCUUAUACCACAUCACAUUCUUUAUAUUCUAUACAUUCUAUACCACAUCACAUAGCUUUAGGAAUACAAACAAAUACAGUCCUAACACUAUAAUGCUAUAUUACCUAUCUGAAUUAUUCAGCCACCAGCAUAAGUUAUAUAAAUGCAACCCCCCCCCCCCCCCCAGCAAGGCCAUCCUGCCCCUGGCAGACAUCAACAAUACUGAGAAUCUCAGCCAAUCCAAUGCUUUGAAUUGGGAAGUAUUGGAAGGUUAAUGUGCGUCACCAUGCUCCAACCAAUCAGCAUCUCCUAACAGAGAUGCAUUGAAUCUCUAUGGGGGAUGUUCAGCAUCUCCAUGCAGAGUGUGGAGACGCUGAACGUUGGCCCUGCUCUGCAGGACCGAAACCCAUGAAUCCCCUAUGCAGGCUGUUCGUGUAACUACCACUAGAGGUGGUGUUAAGCAGCAAUGUAGACACUGCCUUUUCUCAGAGAAGGUAAUGUUUACAUAACUUUGCUUAGCUUGCAGGGACAGGCUAUAUGCCCUAGAACCACAACACUAAGCUGUAGUGGAUCUGGGAACCUAUAGUGUCUCUUUAAGAUUACAAUAAAUCAAUGGUAAAACAAAAACACAAUAAGUAACACAGUGUUCCAUUGCUAAGGGUGCUUGCAGAAAUGCAUAGUAAAGUCAAAAAGACAAAACACGAUUUCUUGGAGACAUAGCGUCCCAAGGAUUCUAUGGAGUUGAUGCACAACAGUAAUUUUUGUAUUUGCAAAAUUGUCAUAGUAAUUCAUUACUCUUAUCUCUCUUUAUCGUUAAACAAUUAUUUCCAAAUGAAUGUGCUAUGCAUUAAAUAUUUACCUGGAAAGAGUUAAUCAUUUUUAUAAUUUUAUGACUGUGAAAUGCCAUAAAAUGAUCACAAAUGUAGGCUGAAAUUUAAUGUUCCAAUAUUCAUUAGCUGCUGUUGCGAUCCACUGAGCUGUAUGAAAGUUGCAAUUACUAGCUUAAUAGCGCCAUAACAUUUUGGGAAAAGGUAUAUUUCUAUGCAAAUGAAGACUGAAUGCAGCAGAUGGCACCUGCUAUAGAUAAGAGCCAUGUUCCAGAAUUUUAUACUUUGCAUUUUUAUGAAGAUAGAUUAUUUUUUUUUGAAACCAAAGAAUCAAAAAACAAAACAAAAAAUAUAUUAUAACAUGAUGACUGUUAACAAUGAAUACACUUUAGAAACUACAAAGCCAAGUUGGAGAUUUAUCAAAGACAAGUGUAGGGUUUACACUUACUUGCGCUUGUUUGCUUUAAAAUAUUAGCAUUUAUUUGAAAAAUUGAAUGGGUUGAACAUGAAUGUUGGAUAAAACAGCAAGUUUUAUUUUUAUAAUUAAUUCCAGCCUGGAAUAAAUCUACCUUCAAAGGUUAUUUGAAAUCUUUGACAGAGCGGCAUAUUGUAUUAGGGUGCAUACCCAAAUAAAAUUAUAAACAAAAUUUUACUUAAAAAUUGUUCAUUUGAAAAUUUAGGUGGAUGAUAAUUUUUGUUUGCUAAAGCAAUACCUCCCAGAUGUAAACAGACAUAAUUCAAUAAUGUUAGAAAACUCUGCUAAAAUUCCCAUAAACAUUAACAGUGACUUCUGUAGAUAAAACAUUUGUAACGUUUCUCUAACAGUAGUGAAUCAUGUUGGAAAGUUUUGUAGUGAAUCAUGCUGGAACGUUUAUUAAAUUGAGGGUAUAGUCAUGAUUUUUAUUUUUUAAUUAAAAAAAAAAAAAGGUUACUUAAAAUUCUUAUGGAAGUGUCUACAGAGAUCUAACAGAGGACAGGUAGGAGAAUUUGGCCCUGCAUUAGGCUGUGCCCGGCUAUUCUCAACACAACCUUUGCAUACAUCCAUGAUCUCAAACAUGUUUAAUUGUAACAAUUAACCCGUGAAUGUUUAGAGAUCAAUAACAAUGCCUUAGUGAGAAAUAAUUUAGAUUUUCGUGCCUGGUGCAAAGCAAAUCAAUGGACUGGCCAAAUAUGUGAUACUUAGAGCGCUAAUAGUCUUGAUGCUUGACAGCAUGCAUUAUUUUACAAUCUAAACAGCUACAUGUAGAACUCAGCUGCACAUUGCUAAAUUAAAAUAUAUACAGCUUAGAAUACAAAUUGUGAUGUAGCCCAUCAUCACUUUCUUUUACUAAAACUAUUCACAGGGGUUGAUAUUUAUAAAAUUUAUUUUAAAAAAAUUAAUGAUUAAAAAAAAAAAAAAAACUUGGGUCAGAAUUCUUCAAUGUGUCAUUGACCCUAAUAUAAGCUUUACUUCUAGAUCAUUAGAAAAUCAUUUAUCUAAUAAUGCAUUUACCCUAAUUGCCUUGGAACAUAUUAUGCUACUGGAAUAGUGACACACAUCUAACUUUUCUCUUGAAAAGUAUACAUUCUUCUGAAUCUAAUAACAGUUAAACAAAAAUCAAACAAACAAAAAACACAUUUAAAAAAAAUGAAAAAGAAGAGCUGAUGUGUGUUUUUUAUCAUUAUCGGAAAAGCACACGUCACUAUGUUGUUUAUUUGUUUAUGUACCAUGUGAGCCAAUUGUCCCCUAACCAAUCCUUACUGCCACUACUGGGUUUAAGAGGUUCUGUUCAUAUCCACUGAAGCACUGAUGCAGGAUUGGGUAAUCUAAAUCUAUAAUCCUUGGUAGUUUUUAUUUUUAAUGAAGGACUAUUAGAGGUGCAGUUUGUUCAAGCUUAAUUCAAUAGUCGCAAUCUGUUUAUAUAGAAUAGGUUCAUUUUAGUCAUUACUCGGGCUUGUACGUUAGGCAGUAUAGUUAUAGAGCCAUGCUGUGUAAAAUAAAAGUUGAACUUAGAAGAAUUUAAAGUUAAAUUUGCUGCACACUGCACUGGUAUUUAAAAGGUUAAAAUUGAGUUGAAUCCCCAUAUAUUCUGCACAGCAAGUACAGGCACUUUGAAUGUAGCAUCAUUUUGCUGGUGGUGGUAAACUUAAUUUCCUUUGGCAAAACUGAGACUAAACAUCUUACCCUUUACCACUAAAGUCAAUUUUGCAAUAUGAAGAAAAAAUAGAAUAUACAGUAUGUUACACUUAAAAGCCUUCAUUAACCCCUUAAGGACCAAACUUCUGGAAUAAAAGGGAAUAAUGACAUGUCACACAUGUCAUGUGUCCUUAAUGGGUUAAAGUGCAAGAAUUCAAGACGACUUAGCUCUAUCUUUCAAAUGAGACAUGUGAGGGAACCUGCAGCUGCUAAACAUGUUGAAAAUACGCAAAACUGGAUUUAGAAAUAAAAAUUAUCCUAAACCUAUGCUGUUACGAUUGCCAUUUUUGUAAAUAUUCAAACUGUGUAUGUAAGCAGUAUUUGUAAAUACGUCAUUUUUAAAAUUGCUAAUAAAGUCUAAUUUUUCUGUUAAAA